This is a messenger RNA of Cinara cedri, 71205 nucleotides long. NCBI's taxonomy places the organism in Eukaryota, Metazoa, Arthropoda, Insecta, Hemiptera, Aphididae. The record is from the annotation of a GenBank genome assembly.
AUGGAUACAACUGCUAACGAAGCCGCUCAAGUGGUAGCAUUAAUGGAAUCAGGGAUGCGUCAAUGUGAUGUUGCACGGCAACUAAACUUGAGCCGUUUUGCCGUUCGACGAGUUUUCCAACGUUAUCAAGAGACUGGUGGCUUUAUCCGGAGGAAUGGAUCAGGCCGACAACGCUGCACAACGGACAGAGAUGAUCGUUUUAUUGUCUCGACGUCUUUGCGCAAUCGAUUUUCCAAUGCUGUAGAGCUUCAACAGCAACUCCGCGCAGCUCGCAGUACAACAGUAAGCACCUCUACGGUUAGGAGAAGGUUAGGAGAACAAAAAAUUGUGGCCCGCAGACCUGCUACCGGUCCGAAACUGACUGCACAGCAUCGCAAAGAACGGUUACAUUUUGCCCGUGAACAUUUUAAUUGGACGCUUGACCAANGUGGAGUAUGGAGGUGGAUCAUGCAUGUUCUGGGGCGGCAUUUCCAUCGAUAGCAAGACCGAGCUUGUGUGCGUUUCCCGAACUGGUGGCGCUCGAGGACAAGGAUCGCUAACUUCUGAUCGAUACAUUACAGAGAUCUUAGAAGAGCAUGUGGUACCAUAUGCGGGUUUUGUUGGAGAUGGGUUUAUACUAAUGCACGACAAUGCUCGUUCCCACACCGCAUUAAUUGUAAAAAAUUAUACGGAAGAGGUUGGGAUCCCUGUUAUGAACUGGCCAGCGAGAAGUCCAGACCUAAACCCAAUUGAGCACCUCUGGGACGAAUUAAAACGAAGAGUGCGGUCACAUGAUCCUGCCCCAACAACCCUCCAAGAUCUUCAAUAUACUGUUGUUGCGGAAUGGAUGAACAUUCCUCAAGAACGCAUCGUACGACUCAUAACUUCUAUGAAAAAUCGUAUGGAAGCAGUAAUUAAGGCAAGAGGAAGUAGCACUAGAUUUUAAAUAACAUUUAGUAACAGUUUUUUAUUUUUAUAUGAAGUCUAUUGUCUGUUUCUGUUUAUAAAACUGUAUAUCCUCAAUACAAUUUGUUUUCCUCUUCCACGAUUAACUUAUUUUUUAAAACACUGAUAAACAAAAACACAUACCAUUUAUUUAUUUUUCAAGUUUAUUUCAUCACCUUUCAAAUGAUAUAUCAUAACAGUACCCUUAUAUAUGAUUAAGUGUAGUUAAAAUUACUUUGAAAAAUAAUUUGCAAUAGGUGCGAUUUUUGUGACGCCAAGUGUAUAUCUAUUUAAUUAUUUUAUUAAAAUAUGGCAUAUAUAUUAUUGAAAAAGCAUCACUAUCAAUUGAAAUCCGCUAAGAAUCGAUUUUUUGUAAGUACUGGUUUAUCGUUACUUACAAGUUUACAUUAAAUUACCUAUAACAGUGGCUGACCGGCCCCAUUAUCCUAAGACGUCUUUUGUAAAUUUAUUUGAUACUUUAUAACAUUAUUGAGUUAGAAAUAAACGUACUCAGAAAUAGCAGAAGAAUUGACCAACCAUCACCAUCAAAAUACAAUUUGUUUUGUGUAUAAAUAUUUUCUUUAUAUUUAAAUAACUAAAUACAGAAUACAAAAAACAUUUAUUUUGUUUUUGUGCUACCUAUAUUUAUAAUUUAACAAGUUUCUUCAUUUUAAAUCACGUUUAACUUGUUUUUUUAAGUGUCUCGUGUUAUCACUUUAUUUGUAUGGUCACCCUAACUUGUAAUGAUAAUAAUAUGUGAUUUGUAACGCGCGCAUAAUAUUGCAAAUGCAAUGGCAAAUAUCGAAGAUUUAUUUUUAAUUUUAUAAAUGACCUAACCUAACAUAUUUUAUAACUACUAUAAUAAUAUAGUAAAGGAUCGUAUAAGUACGUAAUUAAUUUUUUUCAGACGUACAACUUGAACGCUCAAAUCGGUGAAUCCUCGGCGUGCGCUACCGCGUUGCUAUGCGGAGUUAAAGCAAAUUUCGAAACGGUCGGCCUAGACGGAAAAGGAAAAUUUGAAAGUUGUUAUUCGAGUUUUACGUCGAGGGUGGACUCGCUGGCCGACUGGGCUCAACAAGAAGGUACGUUCAUAUUAUUUUUAGCUGUUCACCGCGGUGCAUGUCCAGCUUCCACGGAGAUUCGGUCUGAAGGACUUCAAUAAUUCCUACAUUUUAAUUAUAAUAGUUCAAGUACCUAACGGCCUCACUAUGCAUAGUGGUGUACCCAUGUCAUAUCCUACUGAACUUGUUUUAUGGAAUAGGUACCAAGUUUUGUACCAAUCACUAUGUAAUCAAUGAUUUUACAUCUAUAACUAGUUUUAUUCAGACCCAAACCCUCUCAUAAUCUCCGUCUAUAAAAAUUCUGAGCACAACACUAUUUAAACAUAUUUUAAAAUUAUAUCUAUAGUGAGGUUUACGGCGUUUAAGAUAUUUUCUAAUCCUACAGUAGGGAGAACGCCUAAACACGAUGAGGUUGAAAUAGAUGAGGAUUUAUUUUGAUGAUAUUGCGAAACGCGUCUCAUCGUUGGUGUCCGACAAUGUUUAUUCAUUAUAAUGGUGUAUACCUAUUGUUGAAACCGAAUUAGUUAUAAAAUCACCUCAACGAAAACGUGAUACGUAUAUUAAGUGCAUUGAGUUUUCGGAGCAAUUAAUUCAUCGUCCAAAGUGUACCCAAUGGCACAUCGGUGGCAUUUAUAUUUUUAAUCAUUUAGGUUUUACAAAACUGACCGAAUACAAAAAUGCUUCGUAGCCGUCUUAAAACCUAGCUGUUUUAUUCGACAAGUCAAUUACCUACAGCAUUAACUCCAACGUUAGUCGUGAAGACGUCUGCGAAUUCGUUUUUUUUUUAUUCUUUUUAAUUUGUUCGAGUGGUUCGUACUUACGCCACAAUUAUCGACUAAUCAUAUCAUAUCGAAACUUUCUAGUCAUUCCAUUAUCGUUGUAUUUAUCUCUUGCCGUCGUCGAACCCACUAACUAUUUACUUAUAAUAUUUCCUAUUGGUUAAAUGAUAUAACGUUCAAAGUAUUAUUGUAUCCGUUUAAUAAGAAUGUCUGCUAUUAUGUCACCAAUACUCAACUGUUUUACCAUUCGCUAAAAUAAAAUUAUAUGCGAGAAUUUAAUAAUGUAUUUUAUUUAUUUUUUUUUUUUGAUAAAGAUUAAAGUACAUAUUUAAAACAAACAAACAAAAAAAAAAGGAAAUUAAUAUUAUGAGUAUAAAGAGCUUAAUUUCCGUUAUAAAUCAUAUAAUUUUUAUACUAUAGACUGCACCGAAACACAACAAACGGAUUAUUGUAGAUUCAUCAAACAUAUUAUACGUUAUAUAGUAUGUUAUUGCUAAAUAUCAUUUAUAAAAAAAAAAAAAAAAAAAAAACCGAUAAACGUAUUACAUUUAAUAUUUUUGUUUUUAAUAUAAAUUGGUUAUAAUAUAGUAUAGAGUUUAUACGAUUACAUUGCAAAGACCAAAAAAAAAAAAAAAAACAAUGAUAAACGAUUAUAUUGAACGAUUUUGAACGUAUACCUUUAAAUUAUUAACUAUAAUUACAGAAUGAGUUUCCAAAACUUGUUCAGGUCCAUGAAGUUGGUGUUUUAAAAAUUUAGUGUUUAAAAAGUGCUGAUCAACUUUGCCAUUUUCAAAAUUUGAUUAUUCAAAUCAGCAUAUACCUACCUAUUGCAGGUGUCUAAUGUUGUCUGUUAUCAUAACAACAAUGCCGUGUUAUAAUAAUAACUAGUUGUCCCGUUCAGCGUUUCCCGAGGAGAUUUAAUUACUUUUUGAAGUUCAUCAAUCUUUAGGGGUGUAUAUUGGGAAACAUAAAGUAACAUCGAACGUCCUCUUUGAUAAUUAAUAGAUAUAAGAAGUUCUAUAUGACCGGUGGUCAUACUUCAACAAAAAUCCGACCACGGAUUAUUUACCGUAGUUGAAAUACGAACAAAGGUUUUAUGGGGCAUUUUUAAUUUUUUAUUCUCAGUAGCCACGAAUGAUUGAAACCAUUUUUCCACCCACAUCGAAAACGAGUAUGAAAACGGAAAAUCGAGUUACUGAUUAUUAUAAUAUUGUCAUUGAUAAUAUUACAAAAUUUAAAUUGAUCGGACCACAAGAAGUGGGUCAAAAACCGAUCACAAUGUUUAAACUUUUUCGCGUUUAUUCUCAAAUAGGUUAAUACGAUAAACAUGGUGAAAAUAAUAUUAUUGUUACAAAGAAACGCAUCGAUUUUGUCGUUUGUGAAGUAUUUUUGAAGAAUUUCGGCAUCGUCCAUAUAUGUUAACGAAACAACAUCAUCCAGAACUUUGUUUUUUUUCAUAACUCUGCACGGUUGUUCGUUGAAAGUCGCCAUGUUUUAUGACCUCGUUGUUAAUUGUAUACAGUUGCAGUAAUAUUUCCCGACGGCUAAAAGGUAUUAUUUUAAUAAUCGAUGUCGAAACAUUGUAUUAUUAUCGACAAAGUACAAGAUUUUGUCGAUAUUAGAGUUACCAAAUUUCAUAAUAUUUUCUCAGAGCUAUAAUAUGCAAAAGGCGGAAAUCCGGAAGUAAGUUUCAAAUAGUUUUUUUUUUUUUUUGUAUAAGUUAAAAACAUUUUUGGAUUUAAGUUACUUAAACACAGGCCCCGGUUAAAAAUUAAUAAUAAUACUUGGAAAAUUGUAUUGUUUUUAAAACUUUGGAUUUUACAGGAGUUUUUUUCAAAGCAUAUAUGGAUUCUGUUUAAUAUAAUUUAUUUACGUCGUAAAUUCUUUCUUUUUUAUACACGGUUUUUAUGUUUUUUUUUUUUUUUGGUCAAGUUAACCAUAAAUUUGUUAAAGUUAACAUUGCAUACGUCGUCUACGUGGUUUUAAACACUGGUGCAGAAUACCCAUAAAUACUUGUCAGUCUUUAGACUUUAAAGCUAUUCCUCCGCUGAUGAGAAUUUCAAAUAAAAUACGAAUUUAAAAAAAAAUCAGAUACUGCUAGUGGAUAUGUCACUGUUAUAGAUGUGAUUUAAUUUAUAUCUGUAUGCAACAAUAUUGUUUCCAUUGCAGCUAACGAAAUAAAAUUCUGAGCGAAAUUCACUUUCAUACCUACAUGUUUUAAAAAGCCAUAAUAUUUACGUCAAAAUAUGAACUCAAACCGUUGAUGGAAAAAAAAAACAAGUAGAAUAAAAAACAAUGAAUAAAUAAAAAAAAUCAAAUUUCAUUAAAUUUGCACUAUUCUUUGGACGACACCAUCAGCGCCACCUUAUUAUCUCCACUAUACUACUAAUUCCACUGCCGCUGUAACUUUACAUUUUACCCUAAAAUCAAUAAACGAAGAAAGAUGUCUGGCAGAAAAUUAUUGUUUACGGACAAAAGAAAAAUACACACACAUCAUAGUGAAAUAAAUUAAUUGCUCGAUUUGAAUCUAAAAUGGAUUGAAAAUUAAUGUAACCCGUCUUUUUUUUUUAUCAUUUUUAAAAAAUGAUGUCCUUAUAUCUAUGAUGAUAGUAAAUUCGUUUUAAAUGAAAAAAAAAAUAACAAACCCACCCUCAUUUUUAAAUCUAUAUAGCGAGAGGUCCAAGAAAACCGUUUUAGAAAUUUUUAUAUCGAAAUAUAUAUACCAUACAUUUUUUUUUUCUAAUUUGUAGUUAAAUAUAGUAUACGAAAUACGAAGCAAAAAACUCACUGUAAAUAAAGGAAAUUCUACGAGAAUUUAACGAUAAAAUAAUAUUUUACGUAAUUUAUGUAAAAAUAAUGGAAAAUAAUUAUGUUUUUUUUUUUUUAUAUAUUUUUAUUCAUUGACUUCCGAGUAAUUCAAGGAGAGCGCAUCGUUCCUAAUUACAUAUAACGUAGUAGUAUUUUUUAAUUUACAAUUAUUUUUUUAUUUUUUAUUAUUAUUUUAAAAGUUUAAAUUAAAUCGCAAGCAAAAAUGUACAAUUAUUAAGUCAAUUUGAUUACCUACGUUUGUGAGUGUUAGUUUUAGUAAAAAACUAUAUCUCAUUUUCAUCAAAUACCGAGAAAAAAAUUAUUAUUCAAAACUUUAAUAAUGUAUUUUAAAUGUUUAAUCGAUUUCGUAUAAUAUUAGUAUCUGUUGGUGAUGUAUUGCAUUCGAAGUGUUAUGAAAAACAAAACGGACAUUUUAGAAAUAUGAAAUUAAUAUUUUGUUCUUGUAGUAUAUUAUUUCGACGGUUCAUACGCAAUCGAAACACACAAACGUUCAACGAACAAUAUAUAAGUGCUAUAAUAAUGUGGCUGUGCGAGUUAUAAGAUUGGUACAAUAUUGAUUGUAAUUAUCAUGUUGCGUGUUGAGUUUUAGAGUCAUUCUUCUAGUCUUAAACAAACUAAAUAUAUUGGAAAGUACAAGGGGCGAAGUAUAUGAACAGUAGGCUGGGCAUGCGCGGCGAAGUUUGAACCCACUCUUGCGUACAGUACUCGAAGACAAUUCUAUUAGAAAGAGGCCGCUGGGAGGACCACGCUUGAGAUGGGACGACUUAGACAGGAGCGUCGUGGAAGCGUUAGGAGGAGUUACGGACUAGAAGAUUCAGAUAUCGAAUGGGGAAAACCGGAGGCAAGACUGUGUGACGGGGAGAAGACUCAAAUAGUGUUAUAAAAAUAUCUGUUACGGCCGCAAUUAUCUAUGAAUGAGAUACAUAUUAUAGAGCAGCGAUGACACUAGUGAGGGAUUAAUUCGCUGGGAAAUAAAAAAAAAAAAUUGGUAAAAGUAAGGAUUCGGUUUAGCGGUCACAUUUUUCGUUGCUCGUUAGGCAUCCGUACUUGUCUUUAUUCGUGGAUAUACAGAAUAACUAAACACUUUACUAAUAGAUAGUUGAUUAUGAGAUAUAUUUCCAUGAAAGAUGUGAAACUAGCAACCGUACACCUACCGAAAGGCAAACGGUAUUGAGCUACUCAUGAAAUAUUUGUCUAUUCCACGAAUUCCAUGAUGAUAUAUAAAAAAUAAAAAAAAAAACAGUUUUUUGAUGACUAAUAUUUCAAACGGUUUUUAUUUCAUAUUUUAAUAGAGUAAAGUUCCUUAGAAUACUAUAUUUAUCACGUAGUUCAUAGAAUCAUAAUAUUUCAUAGAUAAAUCAAUAAAAUCUCUCAUGCAUAGUAGCUGAACUUCAAGUCGGUAUCUCAGCAAUGUGUCGCGCACUGUUUGUUGUAUUCUGAUUGGCAGUUGUAAAUUUAUAACCGUGUAAUCAUUGUGUGUCCAUGUCCUGCCGGAGAAUUUCCAGAGUUGGGCUAACUUCGAUAUAUUUCUACUGAUUUGGAUUCAAUGGGCAGUUAGAUCUAAAAACACUGUAACCUUAAAUAAACUAUGAAACGAUGCUCAUCGUACCGUCGCUGAAAAUCUUUGAAUCUUUGAAUUGGCUCUCACUAUUCAGUAGUUUGUACACCUGUGGUACGACUACGUGUUAAAAAAAAAAAAAAAAAAUAAGAAAUCUGUACAAAUGUUAUUCCGAAUAUUUUACGAACGUUAUACUUACUUUAAUACACACGAAUAAGUAUGAGUAAGUAAGAAUAUAUAUAUUUAUACAUGCUAUACACGAAUAUUUUUUUAAAAUAUUAUCUGACCGUUUAACUGGUAAACUAUACGAAUUUAAAAAACGGUUUUAAAUAAAACUAAACAAAUAUAAUGCACUAUAAUAUAAACCUGUCGGCGACCCGUGGGUACUCGGUACUCAUGUUACUAAAUUUGCUGACAACGUUUUGGAUUCAUCCCGUUCGUUGCUCAAUACAAACGAUUCGUCUGAACCGUAAACAGAAUAAUUUAUUAUACCAUUUUAGACUGUUUGGUCACUUUGUGCGCAGUGUCUCUAAAAGUUCCGUUUAAUUCCCGAUAGGUCGUUUUCCGUCCGGGGCACAAUCGCUUGUGUACCGGCGCAUUGAUUCGUCCUCCCGAUUCGCAUUAAUAAAGGUGUCCGUAAUGAGGCCAAAACCUUAGGAGUGAUCCCUAUGUCGCUACACUCCACCAUCACUGUUCUCCGAUUUUGCGGGAGAGUGGAAAAUUAAUUGCAGAAUUCUCUUCCGUCGCACUACAAAAAUACGUAAAAGGUUCUGCCUACCCCGCGUUCUUACUUCCUCGUCUAUUCUUCAAUUUCCUCAUUUAUAAGACUAAUUUCUUCCUCGCAAAGUUAAAGUUUUUAUAACGUUGUAAGCAAAUACUGUAGGUAUAUAAUGUUUUUUAUAAUUUGUAUUUUCCCGUAAGCUAUCAUUGAUUUUUUUUUUUUUUUUAGUGUUUUUCGAAAAAUUUAAAUAAUAUCCCUUAUGAUAUAUAAACCAUGUUAAAUUCGUAUCGUGACGUUUAAAGAUUUUUUUAAAUCAAAUGUUUUAUAAUAUUCAUAAAUUCACUCUUUUCAAAUAGCAAGUAUAUAAACUCAAAUUGAAUAGGCACGUACUUGUAUAUAGUCGUGUUUAAACUGAAUUUUUGAUUAGCUAGCUUUUUCUCUAUAGUUAAUAAUACACUAGUGAAUCUGAAAUAAUUAUCUUCAGAUCUUACCUUACCUUUAGAAGGCAGGAGAACUGAACAAAAUGUCGGGGUUCAUAUUUUUUAAACGUGUGAUACACGUAAUUCAAUACACCAGCAUCUAUAUUUUACUUUUAAUAUUAGAAUAUGAGCAUAGUGAGGAAUGCAUUGGUAUUACUAGAAUGUGUGUGAAUUUGUUUGUGUGUUUGUGAACACAUUUUUCUACCAGAAAUCUCACUCUAAUAAAAAAAAAUACAAGAAACCUUAUUUAUAGAGCAUUGGAUUAUUUCAUGGUGAUUGUUUUAUUUUCAAAAAAUGUUCAUAAUAAUUCAGAAAAAUCGAGAAAACAAAAGAAGACCGGGACAUUUUACAACAAUAACGGUUUCGUUAAUUUACACGUUUGUUUUUUUUAUUGCAAUUUGUUAAGAAUUAUCAUACAAUAUUAAUACUGGGUUUUUCUAGUUCGCGAUCAAAUGUUCACACUAUUCUGGUGAUUUUUGAGUUUUAGAGGGAUUUAACGUUUUUUAAAUCUUGUUUAGUCCCCAUUUCAUAUAACGAUUUAAUUGUUUGGCCAAACGAAUACGCUCGGAAAUCUUACACGAUGUUAAUCAUCAUUUUUAACUAGUAUUGAAAAAAAAUUAGUUUAGCGUAAUGAAGUAAUAUGUUUUUAUAAGCGGGUUUUAAGUAAUUAAAAUCAUUUUAAAACACGUACAUUAGAACUUUUUCAGAAUUGUAUUUCAUUAGCAAUAUAUUAUCAUUGUAUACAGACAUGAAUAAAAUUACUCUAUUUAUCCUACUUUCCUAAUUUAUCACUUAAAAAAGUGGCACAUUCGGCAGCAGUAUCUGAUCUUUUUUUUUUACACAUUAUAUUGUAAUGAUCAAAAUAAUAAUUAAAUUUUUUUUUUCUGGAAAAUCAUUCAAUGAUUUUGCACUAUGUCAUUUUGAUGUCACUAUGACAUCAAACUUAUUGAGUUACGCUAAACCAGUCAAUCUUCUUUAUCACAUGUGGCAUCUCAUCCAAGUUUUCAAUCUAAUAAACAAAGAAAUAUGUCAAGUACGUGAAGUAGCAGGAAAUCGUAUGAUUAUAAGUAAAGCUCUAAACACACAAAAGCAGAGUGUUGCUACUGGGUGACUACUCACUUCAUGUGUUUUCAUGGUUUAUUUUUUUUUUUUUAAAAAACAUGUACUUAUUGUAAAUAUUUGUUUUUUAGAUAUUGCACAUACAAUGUUAAAUAAAAAAAAAUAUAGACAAGCGAAAUAUGUAGUAAAAUGUGCCCUUAAAAUUCGUCCAAUAUAGAAUGGUGUUAAAAAAAGAGAAAAAUUAUAAAAUGCAUCAAUUCGGAACUCGAUAAGCCCUAAUAUUUAAUUAGGAAUUUUCUAACUUGAGUUUCAGGUUUUCCGAGUAACCCUGACUUUUCCUCUACUUUUUUUCUACUUUUCAUUUCGCUAAUAUAUUUUUUUAGUUCCUAAAAAAACGAAUACGAUUAUAAUAAUACGCUAACGAUGGUAAAAAUACUAAAAUGAUUCAAUACUUUUAGGACGCGGGCACGAGCGUUUUUGGGACUAUACGACUUACCGAUAAAAUUAAAAAAUAAUAUAAAUUGCGGCCCUUAUGAAAAUAAUGUGAUGUGCAACGCCGCUUGUUCUUUUCUCGGAAUUGCACUUUAGAAAAUCGAAACAGCUGACUCGUUAUUUUCCCAAGUAUAAAUAAUAAAAAACGCAUAAACGCGUACCGAGUUUAAAACCGUAUAGUACCUAAUACCACGCGAACAGCUCGUAAAAAACACCGUUGAAUUCAUUUUUUCGUUUUCGGAAAUUUAAACGAUCCUCUGCUCCUCUAUCCAACAGUGAACACAGUACACACGAGGUAGUUGCCAUGUAUAAGAGAGAAACUGCCAGAUUUCACCAUUUUAUUGUAUUGCGUUUUUAUUUUUAUACUCGUUUCCAUAUUUUCGUAUAUUGUGUUCGUAAAAUGAUUUUGGUUUUCAUCCUCGUAUUUUCCAAUGACUCAAAAACAACCGAUUCAGCAUGUUCAUACACCGCAGAAGAGUAGGUACGUAAUAAAAAAUCUAUACAUAUAUAACUUGUCGAAUCGUUUGAAAUAUUUUUAUUUUUACUUUCCGUGCUAAACACUAGAGUAAAAACGUAAUCGACAAUUAUUUUUAUUUCAAUUUAUAUAGCAUGGUUGGACUACGCCAUCGGGAAAGCCUCGGAGAACCGUUGAUAUUUCGUCUAUACAUAAUACAUGUAUACUUGUGUAGAUGAAUCGUAACUGCUACUUAUUAGGCACUUCAGUAUUUUAUCGAGAAAAAUUAAAUUGUAAGUGAGAGUACAUUGUAUAAUUAGGUAAUUACAGACUAAGAUUUGAUUUUUAUUAAAAAAGUCACACAAAUGAGGUUUUUAUCAAUAAAAUAAAUAUUAUUUUAUAUAAUUACGUUAUAAUAAUAUUAUUAUUAAAUCGUAUUUACACGUGAAUUUAUACUUGUUUGGAUCCAGCUAUAUCCAAUCAAUACUUAUGUACUUUGUCCUGACUACCUAUCUCAAUAGUCACGGUGUCAACAAAUAUAAUAUGUAAGUAUAGGUAUAGUGACUUAUUACGUAUAAAAAUUUCCGCUGUUUUUAAUUCACUUUGUCCACUUGCAUUCGGGCAGGAUGGCAGGAUAAACUUUGCGGGGCAUUCGAUCAUACUGUACCUUAGCAAUAUGAGAAAAAUUGGAAUGAAUUGAGCAAUUUAACAUAGCCCAAAAUGUUCGGACAUUGUGCGCCGGACUUCCUGCUUUGCUCGUAACACAUAUAUACAUUUUAAAAAAUAUUUUCACCCCCUCUGCCUUUGGGGCUUGUCAAGACCAUCUAUAUUUGUAUUUAUUUAUUUUUUUUAAAUUACUAAAAAAGGUCUCUUGUUUUUUUUACUAUUAUGUUGAAUAUAAAAACUGAAAUCAAUUAUUAUUGUUAUUUGUUUUAAUCAUUUCGAGGAUAUUUACCGAGAGUACUAAUCAAUACGAAUUAUACCUAUUCAAAAACUAUAUGUACAUUUAAACGAAAUUGUUUUCAUAAUAUUAUAUUUUAUUGUUUUAAAAGAAGAGACUAUAAAAAAUGAUUGUAAAAGCAAUACGUGGUUGGGAAAGAGGAACCCCGAAAAUGAUAUAACUUAUGGACAAAAUAAUAUUGAGAUCGCGUUAUAGACAGGGUAUGCAAUGUGCUUAAAAGAGAUAACGUGGGAGACCGUAUCGUGGGAGGAGUAGAAAAAUACUUAUAAACAGGAUAUACUUCUAUACUUGUAUACUCGUGAAAAACUGAGAAGUCUCCCGAAGAAAAAAGACAAACAUAAGAUUUCCAUCUUUGACGGGCUAAUGUAUAAAUUACGUAUAUAAUUUAAUAUUUUAAGUAAGAAUAUAAUAAGUAACUGCUGUAUAUUUGACUUUAAAACAUAAUUUAUCAGAUAUUAAAUUACAGUAUUAAACGUAGUCAACAACAUAUGUUUGGUUUAAGUUUAUUUGCAGAUAUUCCGCAGUGUUAUAUUUAUCGACAUGAUAAUAUUACGAUGCUCAUUUAAUAAUCCGCACAUAGAUUAUGUUAUUAUCCGUACAAUUAUUGCGUGGUUUCGGGUGUGCAAACCGAAAAACCGUUUCGAAUUAUCGAUAUUUGUCCAUAAUUCAGUUUGACGAACAUAAUAGUUGGAUAUUUGGUAAAAUCUCCGGGGGCUGAGGGGGAGGGCUUGGAAUUUUUACUAAUUUUACCUUACUCAUUAGCAAAAUCAUUGAUUCAAUAAUAUAAAUGGACUGAGCGUUCCGUAUCUGCUGUGUAAUACGAAAACGGUAGUAGAAUGAGAUAGAGCUAGGUAACUCAUUUUUGGAGGUGCACGUUACAAUGGCACUAUAACUUUAAGUAUGUUCUUUUAAAUUAGUUCAAUUCUUUAGUAAACAAUUCGUAAUCAUUCGUAACCACAAAUUCGGAAUUCUUAAACCUAAACCAAGUACCAGAAAAAUCGUUUUCCGCUGGUGUUAUAAACCUUCUUAUACGCUUUACAUACAAUUGGAACUAAACGAGCAUAUACCUAAUCAAAAUAUGUAAGAGUAGUAGUAUUUUUUAUUACAGAUGUUUUAUUAUUUUAAAUUUUAUCAUUUUAAUUUUAUUUAUUAAUUAAUUACCUUUCGAAUACAAAUUUUACUCGUCCCACGAAAAACAAUAUUUUCCAGUGUUUACUUAUAUUUUGUAUAGUAUUCAUCUAUUUACAUAACCUUCUUAGUAUUAUCGUUAUUAUCGUAUCUGCUAUGUGUAUAACUAAUGAUUUUAGAUACUAUCUUAAAUCGUUAUAAAAACCUAAUCUAAUAUAAAGUAACUCCAUGGACUGUCAUGAUACAAAAUCAAUGAGUAGUUAUUAAGAGGACGCCACACCCGUAUGUAUUGUUUCCGUCUUGCAUACAUACAACUUCGCACAUUUUUAUUCAGCGAAAUAAAUUUAAUGCUGUUAGCUUUGAUAUUAGUCAAUUUACCUAUUAUCAAACUUAAAUGUAAUAUCUAGGGUAUAUCGGAAGCUUUUAUUGACAUUUUAAUUUUAAAGUGAUUUAUAGUUAUGUAAAAUAUUAAAACUUUAAAAUGUUCGUAUAUUAAAUCAUAGAUACUAAGGUAAAAUUAAAGAUAAAAUAAAGUCCAUUCACACGUUUACAAUAAAAUAAUUAACUUUAAGAAGCCUAUCAGGCUAAUAAGAUGGAGACAUACCACAACCAUCUACAUUUAAACAACCGAGUAUUUAAAACAGCAUGUUAACUGUUUUUAACUUAAACGUUUUAACCUACCUCAUUUUAGGGGAGAAAAAAAAAUCAAACGUGGUAAUUAACAAAAAAUAGGCGUUUUAUGGUGGUUACAAUUUUCUCUAACUAUUCAUUCUAAAUCAUCACUAUCCACUGCUGUCGAUUGAUUAAAAAAAAAAAACAUUAUAUUUUGUAAAAUAUUGAUAGAAAAAAAGUAGGGGAUUAUAAAUAAUUGUUUUGUAAACUAAUUAACAAUAAACGUUGUGGGAUGACUAAAACCUUCUGCAGGAAAUAACUCCGGAGUGGUUUGAAACAUUUUAAGAUGCACCCCUAAGCCCCCCCUCAAUACUCUUCUCAGUUUAAAAUAAAAUACUUAAUUAAAUGUUUUUAAAUAAAACAUAUUACUGAUAUUUAUAAUUGAAAAGUAUGAAAAAUGUUCGUAUUUUUAUUGAAUUUUAAAUUAACUAAAUUAAUAUAUUAUGCAAAGUUCCCGGUUUCCAAGUAAAUUAUAAACUGUAGUUCCAUGUUAUUCAGAUUUUAAAGAACUCAGUAUUGUAUUAUAAAAGUAUAAAUCUAAAUUAAUUAUGUAACUUCAUUGGUAUUUAGUAGUUAGGAAAUUGUUUAAAUUCUUAACUUAGGUAAUUAUACUUUUUAAUACUGGCUAGUAUAAAUUUAUAUUAAAUGAAUCCACUUAUCAUUUAGAUAAAUAUGACAAACUAGCGACGGACGGACAUGACGGUAAUAUAAGGUGUUCUAAACGUACGUUCAAAAACCUAAAUGAAAUAAUCGAAAUCUUAAUUCGAGUGGACUGGAUGGAUUAUAAAAAAAAUAACACCUCUAUAAAAAUCUACAAAAUAAAAUUAUUAUCAAUUAUUGAAAUAGUUGCAAAACAAUACUAAAAGUCGAAUAUAUCCGUAUUAGGUGUAUUAUUAUUGCCAAAUGUAAUACUAAAUAAUAACAUUUAUCUGUUGGUACGGUCUAUGUCGAUUUUCAAAAAUUAACUGAAAUUUGAACGAAAUAAAGUCUGUGAUACAAGUGAGUUUCCCGAGAGUAGAACAAAACAUAAAAAUGAUUAAAUUAUAAAAUAUUAUUGUAUUAAACCGAAAGCGGUUGGUUCGUCAAAUAGUUCCUGUUUUUAUUAUACCCAUAUUGUCUUGGGAAAACAUGGGUAAUUUCGAAAAUUAAAAUGACACUAUGGAAAUAUACCUGACUUUAUAUUAUUUCACCUAAACGAAGAUCGAUCGUAAACGUCUAAGUUGUCUAAGUUUAAGUAAUUGUUAUUAUAUGCCGCAGAUGCUUAUGCGAUUUAUAAAUUGUUUUAUUUUUCUGUAAUUUUUGUACACACAGCUGUUUACACGCAGUUAGUUUUAAAUUUAUUUACGACUCGAGAGAAAAAUUUAAAAAAUAAAAAAAUAAAUAAACCAUCUCAUCAGCUAGUUUUUAAUUAUUGUUUUCAUUAAUUUGUUUUUAACUAUAAUAUAAACACAACAACUGGGUUACACUCUCCGUCGAGGCGUCGUAACAAAUUUCCAAACCGCAUUUAUUUUGUCGUUUUUUAAAAUAAAAACUGCAAUUUGACCAAUAAAAAGAUUUCGUGUUGAGAGGGAGCACGUUUUCCCAAUGCUCCUUGCGGAUACGCACUGCUUUAUAGACAGUCUAAAGCAUUAGUGUACAAAUAUUUAAGAAAAUCUAUUUAAUUACUUUUAUAGUUUUAAAUACUCUUUGAAUUAAGUAUUUGAGAAGUAUUUCAAACACAGUAUUAAACAGUAUUAAAGUAUUUUAAUUUCAAAAAAUUCCAUGUUGCUAAUCAAUAUUUAAAGUAAUAAAAGAAUAUAUUAUAAUUUAUAUUCCGUGAUUUAGAUAUUGUGAUGUCAUCCUCGUUAAAAUCCGAAAAAACCAAGUCAGACAAACGUAAAUUGACAGUGCAUAGUAACGAAUGAGACAGAAAUUAAACUACCGUGGGAAGCUAACACUUUGAAUAAACCAUGCUGUUUAAGUGCAAUACAACAUUUUGGAAAUGAUUAUGGGAUGAUAAAUUUAUAAUUCCUAUUUCAUAACAUUUGUUUAAUUCAUUUAACGUGUUAAAUUAUUUCAGAAUUAAUUUACAGAAUAUUUUAUUUAUAUUCAUUUUUUAAAAAUAAAAUAAAUUAAGUGGCACAAAGUACUAAUAAUAUUGGUAUAUAAAUAGCUGAAUAUUGAAUUUUAUGUUAGAAAUAUCAAAAUUGAUUUUGCAAACAUACUUGGUUCGGUAAAAAACUAAAUUUAUCUAUUGAGCCAAAUUAAACAAGUAUUUUAGAAGUAUUUAAAUACACGCUGAGUAUUUAUAUUUUUGAGGAACGGCAACAGGAAAAGUUCAAAAGAUAAGGCGAAAGUUUGGUGUAUCGUCUCGCGGAGCUUUUUUUUUAAAAAGAAGGCGUAGCACAUACGUUGCGGUGGUUAUGUUCACUGAAAGAAUUCUGUGCUCUCUCAGCUCCACACUCACUGCAUUUGUUAGUCGGAUAACCUUCAAUACUGAAUGUAAUAAUAAUAAUAAUAAUAAUAACAUUAUAAUUUCGAAAUUAUUGGUCUGGCGACGUUUAUCGGUAUACACACAACAAUGUCUCACGUUUUAUUUUGUCGUUUUUCUCAUAUACAAUGUAUAAGACAGGGAAGAACCGCAGUAUAAUUAUAAUAAUAUUUUGUGACGGAAAUUUUAUUACUCGAUUAAAAAAAUAAUAAUAAUAAUAAUAAAAUCGAAUACAACUCUGGCUUAUUACUAUUGCUAUUGUGUUCCGGUUUCGCUGUAGAUGUUCAUAAAAUUCUUUAUCGUUGUAUAAAUAUUUGCACGUUCAUCAAAGCAGUAAAACGUUACGUAUUAAUUUUCCAAUACAUAUUUGUGAACGUUAUUUUUUUAUUAUUUUUUUUUUCUCAGUUUAUCAGUUUACGCUUUUUCAAUCGAUAAUUAUUAUUUCGGAUGUACGUUGUAUAAUAAUAAUGUUGUUUUUUUUUUUUUUUAUUAUUAAAAUAAACAUACUUUUGGCACGUGCUUUUUGGCUAAAACUUAAUAAUAUAACGUACGCGUGGUAUUUUUGAUAAGCGUUACAAGAAUAAAAUAUCGAUAAUAAGUAUUGAUUAUAACAGUUACAAUCAUUGAGAUAAUAUUUUAAAUUAAUUUAAUAAAAUUAUAAUAAUACAUUAUAAUAUUACUUUGUGAAAAAAAAAAACUUUGAAAAUCAAUAUUACAAAUUGCACGACUAAGCCGAGUUGUAAAUAAGCUUCGCAUAGAAUGUACGUUCCUUUCAACCAUAUUAUAUUAGGUAUAUUGAUAUGGCAUUCCUAUAAAUAAUUUACUUAAGUACAGUGGAAUAAAUACAGUGCAUACCUAAUUUACUGUUAAGGAUUAAAACGGGAUUAAAUGCAGUAAUAAAUUUACAUUGGCGUAGGUAUUAAAAAUACAAUAAUAAUUAAAUUUCAUAGGAGAAAAUUUGUAACAAAAAAAAAAAUAAAUAAAUAAAACAUUGACGGAUAUUACCCUUUCCAGUGUUGUGUUUUAUCUAGAUGAAUUUAUCUACUUAGGAAUAUAUCUUAAUCUUGUAUUUUAUCUAACUAAAUGAGAAAUAAGUUAUUUGAUCCGUUAUCUAAUAUAAAUAAUUAAAGGUGUGUACCGAAUCCGGAAUGUUUGUUAUAGAAUGUUUGUUUUAUGAUCGGUUAUGAACAAAAUAGUCUGUUUUAUCUAUAAAUAAAUGUAUCUGAUAUUAAUCCGUAUCUAGAUAGUUGACUUGGUACGCAUUGUGACUUUUUUCUGUGAACGACUUUUCUACCAGCAAUUUUGUUCCAAUUUACAAUGAAAACAUUUUUUCUAAAAGGAAAUUUGACUGAUAAGGUACUUUAGGAAGGUCAUUUUUCGAUAUCCAAGGAAUUUUCUCAACAAAUAUGAAAAACCGGAAAAAAAAAACUGAAAAUCGGUGCAAUAUUAAACAAAUAUUAUAAAAGAAAAUAUAUAAUGGUUAUUUAAUUAUUUGACCAUAAUAUGACAAAUAUAUUAUUGACAAAGCAUCAUUAUUAACUGAUCUCCGCUCAAAAUUGUUUUUUUUUUUUUUGUUAGCAAUGGUUUAUCAUUUCUAUAGUAAUACAAAAAAGGGGAUAUAAGGAGGGGGGAUAAUGAUAUUAUGAUAAAUAAUAAUAAUUAUAAUAUUAUAAAUGAUAAACGGGGUGUUUUACUUUGAUACCUAUAUUAAAUUUGGUAUUUGAAUCAUUACCUUUCUCUCGCUGUUUUGAGAGCUACGGAGUCAUUAGUCCGAGAAUAAUGACGAUAUCAAUAAAUAUAAAUUAUAGUUUUUUUACCUGCCCACGGUGUUGAAACGCUGGGGUAUCGAUCGUAGGUGUCCUCGCGUGGUUCACGUGGUCCUGGAACUGUAGGAUGGCAGUGACAACUCAAUCAAAAUAAUCUAAAUUAAUCUCAACACUUAGAAACUGCGUGUACUCAGAUAAUAAAUGUUAAUGUUUAAAUUAGGACAGAAAGAAGGUUGAAUAAUUAAAAUGAAUAUAUAAAAUAAAUUGAACACAUGUGAUUAUAGCUACUAAAAGUCGGAGUUAGCUAUUCAAGAGAGAUGUACGAAAAAAAAGGUGGUAGUGACUGUAUGUGUUUGUUUCAGGGUUCUCGACAGAGUGAUUUUCAAAAAUCUUUCUCAAGCAUCUCAAUCGCUUGAGAAACUAAAAUAAAUGUCCUCGCGUCGGGGCCGAUGUACAAUGAUUUGCUGACAAUUAAACUUUUAAAAGAAGAAAAUUUAGUUUAAUAAAGUGAUUGGGUGGUCUGCAACCACGCCAGUGCGGGGACGACAUUAGAUUCUCACACGUUUUGCAAUGUGUUAACUACUAAGAAGUAUAUUAGUCUCUCAAAUAACGAACGCCCCGUUGUAUAUAUUAUCUCAACGAUUUUUUUCACUACGUAUCAAGUGAUUGGCCGUAUGCAAAUCUUUUAGUCCUAGAUAUUUUAAAAUGUAUCUAUAUACGACACUGACACCCUGUCUAGUUAAAAUAUAGAAAACGAAUUUUUAAACAUUUCAUGUAACUCGUCCGAUUCGAUCGAAUAACUAUCGAUACCUACUGUAUAAAAUUAAUCCGGUACACAUUUUGUCAAUGGGCGGGUUAUAAAACCUAUAUGUAACCUUAUAUUUUAUACAUUUUUAUUUUUCAAGCAACACCACUCGAAUUUCGUUUUAAUACAAUACGCGUCGCUACUGCUGCCUCACCGCCGUCCUUUGGCUUUCAUUUUCGACACAAUAUUAUUUUUCAAUCUAAAUCCAUUCGGAAAAACGAUACAACCCUGCAAAAACAACGGACGGGUUUGACCUUUGUAUAUAUACCCUUUUCCUUUCGACAAACUCUAUACACACAGAUAAUUUAUCGUUUCUGUUACGAGCCGACAAUCAUAAUAUUAUUACUAUUAUUAUUGUACGGUAGGUAGUCCAUAUAGUAUUGCCGUGUACGUCCACCAUAAAACAUUUUGCACAAUUUUUAACCGAAAUUCCAUAUUCAAGAUUAAAUUUGUGAAUAAUAAUACAACUAUAUUAAUUUUAGUGUAAUUAUAUUGUAUAUAAUAUAAGUAUCAUAAGUUUAAUUUCAAACCUAUUGAUCGUAUUAUAUGAUAAUUAUAGAUAAUAUUAUAAGUGUUUUUUUUUAUUUUUGUUUUGCUGUCUGUUCGCAACUCACAACCAAAAAUCUUCUUCCAGUAGUAAAUUUUGUCCAGUUGUUAAAUCGAAAAGGUUAUUUGUUUCGUUUCCCUAAUAGUUUUCUUAAUAAUUGGGAAAGCCUAGUUAUUGCGAAAUGCUCGUAAUUUUCGAUUCAAUGAAAUGCAGAACAACAUCACUAAACGAUCAAUUUGUAUUAUAUCUAAUGGUUUUAUAUUUCAUUUUUAUCAUUAUUACAAAAAGUAUAUGAUCAGUAAUAAUAACAAUAACUAACUGGAAGUUAGGAGGAAGUGGUUUCUUUAAAUAACAAUAAAUCUGGUGACAUUUUAGGAUCGUUCGAUUGUAGUAUCUGUAAGUGGUCAACGUUGUAACUUCGGAUACUAUGAUCCACUGCAAAUAGAUGGAUAUAGAGCCGAAGCUAAUAAAGAAAUCGGAGAAAAUUAAAAAAUGUUACAGAUAUGACUGGUGCAAAGAGAAUCCCAUUUUGUACUUUCGUUGUGACACUGACUACAAAUCCAACAACUUUUUGCGACAAAUAAUGUGAAAAGACAAACCGAUCUGAAUAUUGAAUCUGAACGUGGUGAUUGAGAAGUCAUGUAGUACACGGUUCUUAAACUGUGGUCUAUGAACCCCUGGGGAUCUGUGAUAUUUAUGUUGGGGGUCCGUGAUAACUCUAUCAGUAAAUAUCGAUUAUGAUCACAUGAGAUAUUUUGUAAAAAAAAAAAUAAGGUAUUAGUAGGGGAUCCGCGAUUUCUAAAAAUUUUUCAUCGGGGGUCUAUGUACACCAAAAGUUUAGGAACCACUGUAGUAUACAAUACUCACAAACACGAUAUUGAAUAUUGCUUUAAAUGGAAUGUCUGAUAAUUGAAUUGUCAAAUAGUACAAUCUAAGGAAAUACUUCGUUAAGUAUUCUUUGGAAAUUUCUUAUCAAAACUUGAAAAUCAUUGAUGUGUAUAUACGACAAUGAUAUGUUGUAUGUGUGACGUCGUUACCAAUAUCAUAGUACAAUAUGAACCGAUUCAGAAUCCGACCAAAAGGUGGGCAAACAAACGCAAAUACAUGAUAAUCCAAUCACUGCUAUUAAAUAUCCGUUUGAAAACUAUCCGAAAUUAAGCGAACUUCGAAGGAACGUAACUCUGUUGACUACUGGGUUAACCGUUCGUUAAUAGAGUGUCAGUUUUUUCGUUACCGUUGUUAAUUUUUUUUUUUAAAUUUUCAUCCAACUCGAUGGCAAGUUAUUAAUGAAAUCGCCGUCGAAUGUGGUAAAUUGAUUUCCCCUGUAUUACAAUGAAUUGUCGGAAUCUAUAUAUUUCGAUAAAGUCUGUAAACAAAUUAUUACUUUUUAUAAUAUAUUUAUUUUUUUUUUUUCAAAUUCUCGGGUUGCGGGAACGGUUUACUUACUUGAAUAUCGUAUUCGCCGUUUUGCACGGUCGUCAAAAAUGUGUGUAGGUGCAUUAUUUUAAUUUGUUUACGCCGUAACUCAGUGCAAUGCAUAAUCGAAAAAACCUGCAAUUUUCUCAAAAUAUAAUUUCAUAGUCAAUCUAAAUAAUAUUUUUUUUUCUCUCGUUUAACAGGAAAAUCGACCGGUAUCGUGACCAACACUCGAAUCACACACGCCACACCUUCGGCGUUAUACGCACACUCGCCAAGCCGUUACUGGGAGGACGACGGCAAAGUGCCCAUACCGUCGAGGAAAUCCUGCAAAGACAUAGCCCGCCAAUUGGUCGAGGACGAUCCGGGUCGACACAUAAACGUGAGUAUCAAAAAGGAAAAAACGAAUUAUUGCUAUAACAUGGUCGAUUUUCUGACAAAACUUUUCUAAUUCUAAGAUCUCAAUGGCUCAGCGGUUCCCAAACUUUAUUGAUUCACGUCUCCCUUAUCCACAAUAAUCCAACACUGAGUUUCCCUGCCAAUGCAUAGUCCAUUGAAAUUAUAGGAAAUUCUAGCAGUGGUAUCGUUGAAAAGUAAGUGAUUGGGGAUUGGGAGGGAAUAUUAAGUGUGUAUAUAUAUGUACGUAAAGCAUAUUAAAAUGAAAAAAAAUAGAGCAUUUAACUUUUAUAAUAAUAUAAAGUAAAUUAAAUCGAACUGUGGAGUUUUUUCAUCUAUACCGUUUCAAAUUAAUAUUAAGUUCUUUUUGCUCCCACAUAAGUUGUCAAAUAAAAUGUUACAUUAAUUUUGUACUGAAGCAAUUUUCUUACAAAAUUUUUGGACGUAACCUCCAAUUUCUAUUAUUAUUUACCAGCAGAUUGUAAUAAUAUGGCAUGAGAUUUUACGAAUUUUUUCUGCAUAAAAGAAACCUAAAAAAUUCAAAAACAUCGUGGUGUCAUAUUUUUAUGGGUUUUUUAAAUUUUAAAUAGAACAUAAAGAUAACUGCGUGCUGCAGACUAUCACGGAUUCGUGUUUUCAAUUGAAUUGUCGAGGAAAUACGGAGGUAGUAAAUUAUUGUAGUAGAAUAAAAAGUAGGGUUAAAGAAAGAGGGGGAUAGGUGAAUGGUGGAAAGGAGAAGAAGAAAAUAGAUAGGAAAGAGUAUAGGGUUAUAAAGGGGUAAUAGGUAUAGGUAUAUUCAUAUUCGUAUGUAUGACGUAUGACGCGAACGCGGGGCGAUAUAUCUAUCGAUAGGAUGAUUGACGGCAGUGUUUCCACAACGCGCAAUCGGUCGGAUAAGACCUUUAAUAGACUCGCGGCGUAAUAUUUUUGACAAAAUUGGUAUAGUGUGUGUGUAAAUAGUUCUAUGUGUGUGUACGCGCGGUCGUUUGGAUUCUAUAGUAAUAAAUGUACGUAUACCUACACUGUGUCGAUAAAAACACGUACCUAUUAUACUUAUUGACUAUGGCUAUUGCCUACCGUAAGAAGUUAUAUUUCUCUUCUGCCUAUUUUACUCUUAUUAAUCUACCACGAAAAUAUACAAAAAUUACACUUGCCUUAUAUUUUCCGCUUGAAGUUCGCAAGAAGCUCAAAAUAUUAGGAGCAGGAUACAAGGAACAUGCGUGUCGAUGAACCGUUGCAACGAAUACAAACGUAUACACCUCGUUAGGUACCCAAUAGACGUGUGCGUACUCUUUUUUGCCUUCAGCUCACAACGCGGCAGCCAGGUGUAUAGACAAUGCAAGUAUUAGCGAAAAUUGUAUUUUCUCCACCGCCUUUUCUAAACGUAUAAACAACCGUCCCGCGGAGGUGAAUGAGUUAGACGUUGACAUUACGACCACGUCCGUUCUACAUUUACAACCGAUUAACGCGAGGCGUAUAGCCGUCUGUUCAAUGGUGUUAGACUCUUUUAAGUGAAAAGUGCACAUGUCAUCAUGUCCAUUUUCAGGCGUAUAGUCAACCGUUUUUCAGGAUGUGUAUAGCCGUCUACGUACCGGAAUAUUAUAUAUGUUAUUUUUUUAGAAAUAAACACAAUCUACGUUAAAACAAUAGUGACAAAAAGCACAAUUACCAGGUAUGUAGGAUAGGGAGAACCAAAUAUAGCAGGUACCUGCAACUACUGUAUAAGUUUGGGAAAAACGGUAUGGUAACAGUGAGUGAGCAAAACAUGUCUGCUCCUGCUGGGCGAACCCAGAGAAGUGACAACUGACUCGAAGACGAUCGGACUGUCAGAAUGGCUUUUUGGUGACGCGUAUGACGUAUUUUUGCCCUCCGCGGUUUCCCACACACACGAUUCCCACUUCGCCACGGUAGGCGCUUUUAUGUGAGCGACGCGCGUAAUUGAUAUUUUGAAUUAAUAUGUGCCGAAUUAAGAUGACAACACUGUUUAAAAGAUGUUUGUGAUGGAACUGGUAACUGUACUGUGUAAUCUAGAUUGUUUAUUUUACAAGUAUUAAAUAUUCAAUAUAUUACGGUAUGAAGGUUAAAAAAAAAUACACUCAGAAUUCAAUUUCCAGAAAUGUGUGAGAUUUGACAAAUGAUUUUAUAUUUAGAAGAAGCGAUCGGUGUUUAAACAUACGAUGAAUACAAGAAAAACAAUCAAAAGUACCUACCUACUCCGCCUAGCGAAAUACAGUACCAGUAUCGAUCGGUCGGAGAUAGGUAUAUUCUAUUACUGUAUUUUGGUUGCCAAGAAUUAUAGAAGAGGAUAAAAAACUAAGUCUUCGAUAAUUUGUUUGUUUUUUAAUCUUAUUUUUAGGAGGCAUUGAAGCCCCACGAAGGGUCAUGCACAUCAACGUCCCUAAAACGGAUUACUAUUAUUUCUUAACAGAAUAAAAAACGAUUUCGUUAAGUAGUACAAUAUGUUAUCCGAGAGUGGAAACUACUCUUCUAUUAUAUUAUAUUAGUCUGUUAGUCUGUUAGAAGAAGAAUAUUUUCGAGCGAAUAAAAUUUGCAGCUAGUGUUCGGAAAGUAUACUUCACGUAUACCGCAAAAAGAGGUCAAAAUUAAAACAUUUUUUUCUUUUCCGAUAACCGUUAAGGUUUUUAUUUGAAAAUACUAUGCGAAACUAUCAAUUAUCUAUAAUAACUAAUUCGCGGCGUGGAAUUUUCGAGAAAAACUUCUGACGAGAGCUCGGUGAAAAUGAUGCGCUAAAUAAUAUUUUCAUUAUAGUUUGAGUACUGCACUCGUGUGCAGACAUGCCAUGGGAAAAUUUUACGGGAGGAAUAUUAUAUUCUUGUGUUCAUAUAAUUCUUUCUUUUUUUUUUUUUUUUUUAAAUUGAUGAAUUAACUAUGAAGUAGUGCUCUGCAUAUGGUCUUUUUACCCUCUUUUUUAAUGGAAUGUACAUCAGUUCGAUCCGGAUUGGUCCGAUUUUCAUUCCUGAAACGUUCGAUCCGGACCAGUACACGCACAAAAUACGUGAAAUGGAAACAGAUUUUGCUAUAAUUAGCGGCGCGUUUAUAAAUAUACGGCAAUUCGGAAAUAACGUAUUUUUCUGACAAUGUUAUUAUUUUUCGACAUAUUUCGAUUACGACAACCCAUACACAAUCUAGAGGAAGUAGAGUGGCUCAAAAUAAUUCCGAAAAAGCCAGAUAGGAAUUAGGCGUGAAGAAUACAUUUUAGUCGGGUGCGAACACAAAGCUUUUAUAAAUGAAUCAAAUAUUAUAAAAUUGUGUCCGAAAAUUUGAUACGCAAAAUAGGUGGAUUAUUAAACCACACACGAAUAGUUCGUAUAAUUCUAAGGGACGUUAUUUGUAAACUUGUAAUUAACAUUUUCCGAAAAUACUUUUGACAAAAUGAAUAUAAUGUAAUAAAAUAUUAUUGAAUAUACACUGAAUACCUAACCUAUACAUUUUUUUUUUUUUUUUUAUUACAGAAAAAAAAAUUGACCGCGGCAUCUAUAGCUAUUAUUAUCUAAUAGCUAUUCGACGUAAAAUUGAAUUUCUGUUAAAAAAAAGUUAUAUGAUUUUAGAGAUAUUAAAUGAAAAAAGAUAAUAAUUAAAACAAAGUUGGCACUGACAUGGCAAGGUAUAUAAUAAGGGGCAGUAUAAAUAUUGUUCAAUAUGUAAAUUGUUUAUUCGUUUAUUUAAUUUAUUCAAAAAUUAGCAGUUGACAUACAUUAUAUACAAACCGUCUUAAAUAUUGUUUCCAUUACUCGAUUAAAAUAUUUUCAUUAAGUUUUAAUAGUUUUUCGAGACAAUCCCGCGUAAUCUAAUUAAGUACUUUAUUUUUAAUUAAAUGUUUAAAUUGAAUAUAAUAUCACCCGUAUAACUACUUACUUUUUUUUUUUUGUAAUUUGUUUCGUGACUGUUUCGACUAAACGACGUAAAUGUUGACACAUUUACUAAACGGCGUAAAUGCGUCAAGUUUCUUACUAGUUUGGGGACUUCUUUAACCGUCGGAAAUCACGGAGAGUUUAAAUCAGAGUUUGCUGUAUUUGAAUUUUCGAUACGGGUAUUCGGCACCAAUAACUAAAGUAGCAUUGCACAGUGUCAUCAAGCUCAUUUUAUUAAAAAAACACGCAAUAAAAUAUUUUGACUAUAAAACUUUAUACGAAAACGAACUAAUGAAUAAAUAUUUAUCAAAAAAAAAAAUGUAAAAUCUCAUUUUUUAAUUUCAUAUUUUAUAACUCACAAUUUGUAUUUACAAUAAAACCAUAAGCAAUUUUGAUAAGAAUAACAUUUGUACAUAGUAUAACAAUUUAGUUUUUUCGUGAUGAGGGAAGCUACCCAUUGACAAAACAUAAUAAUAAUCGUAGAGUAUAAUAAAAACACGUCGUCUACAUUAAGUUUUUAUCUGCAACUAUAAUUAUUAGUUAACUCGUCGCGUAUUUACAGAUCCUAUCCAAGUUCGAUCCAACUUAUACAUUUGAUUAUGCAACCUCCUGGUUUUUCAUAAACUAGGAAACUAGUUUUUAGAUUUACACUUAGAACACUAUUUUCCUCGGUACGUUAUCAGAUGUAAUAGGUAUAGAUUAUAUUUUAUAAAACUCCUAAAACCUCUGAAAAAUCCUAAAAUCAUCUCGGUUAUGUUAUGACCUCGAUCAAUCUAUUAAUCUAUAGUAAUUAUAGUACGAGUAUUGAGUAUCAAAACUAUCCAUAUAUUUAUUAACCUUUAUCGGUGGAUCAAUACUAAUUUACACUAUUUUAGUGGACCGGACCGAGUGAUACGGUACAGUACUGUUGUUUGACGGAAGGCACCGUCUGUCGACGACUCUUCAGUGAUGCUAGAAAAGUAAAGGUUUUAAGAAAUAAAUCAAAAAUCAAUAAAGAUAGAAAUAUUGGUUUAUUACCAAGACUGUCUCACAAGCCAGUGGAUUGAACAUACAAGAGAACGAUUCCAACGAUCGUUCGGUCGUUCGUGAGAAACUAAACUAAAUCCGUAUAAUAAGUCUAGUCAAGUCCAGUCAAGUCUAACUCUAUAUAGGUAUCUACGUCCAGACAUAUACACCCGAACCGAAGGCGAGGGCCCGCGAAAAUAAAGUGGUGAACCCGAGCGUAGAACUAGCGUUUCGCAAUCCAAAAGUGAUUACUUCUCGGUCUUGGUAGUUUUAUUACCCUUUGCGAGAACGACUACGCAGUGGUACUCGGAAAUGGAUUUAAGCUGUUUGAAAUCUGCUUUUACGAAUACAUAACUAAAUACUGCGUAUGGCAUGCCUUGACAAAUAAAAAUAAAUAGUUUCGAACGAUUUAAAUACACAGGCGUCCCCGACGAGGGGACCAAGAUAGUCCAAACAAAGUAAUAGUAAGAAACUGUGUAGAAUAGUGUGAAUAAUAUUAUUCGAUAAUAAACUAAUGACACAACGUACCUGUAAAAUGAUAAUAUAGACAACCGUUUUAUCAAUACAUUCGAGGGUUGAUACUAUUGAAACGCCCGAUUAAUCGGCAGUAACGAUACAAUGAAUACGAUCUCGCAAACCUAAUAAUCACCGUAUUAUAAGUGUGUAAUAUUUCCAUUGGUAAUAUUAUUUCCGGCUAUAGUUAACCGAGCACAAUUAUUAUUACGGUGUCGGUAUACGCGUUCGAAAUCCCCGGCAUCGUCGGAUAAGGUGAUAAUUAUUGCGCUAAAGAGGUUUUACGAUCUGAUAUAAACCCCGGGGACGUAAAACGGCGGUUAAGAAUAUUAUCAUUAUUAUAUAGGUAGUAUAACUAUAAAACCGACCGAUUGCGAGGGAUUUCAGACAAUGGAACGGUUUUUUAUUAAGACCGUUAUGGUUUUUUUCUCGCGUCUCGUUUUUUUUUUUUUGUACAUAUAAUUACUGUAUAUAUAUAUAAAAUUUCAGUAUUAUUACGCCCAAAGAGGAGAAUAUAGCGUCUCGUAUAUUUCAUUAAAAUUAUACUACGCCGCUCGAAAACCGCCGAAAAAACUCCGGAAUAUCGGUUUCUGUUAUAUUCGAUAUUGUUUUUUUUUUUUUUUUUGUACGUGCGUAUAAUUCGGUUCAAAAUAAUUUCGGAGAUCUAAAAUUGGUACAAAAUACUCGCAUGAGUCAUUUUCAAACAAGAUACAGUAUUGACAAUAUUCUAGAAAUUUCUAAGCUAUUUAGAUUCAUUUAAAAUUUUCGAUUAGGUAGAUCAAAUAGUUUUAGCCGAACAGAAAGACUCGAAAAUUUAACACGAGGUUUAUGUUAAAUUGUGUUUAGUGGUAGGUACGAAAAAAAAAUCUAAGCUUAAUGUAAAAGUUUUUUUUAAAGUUCAAAUAAGUAAGUUCAAAUUUCGACGAAAACUUUUUCAAACAUUUCAAAUCAUGUGUUGAACCGGACUUCAAUUUCUUUUUUUUUUGUCACUGUUCUGAUAUUAUCUUAUAUACUUGAGACGACGAACGGUAAUAAAACAAUAUUACUUCGUCUGCACGGAGUUUGUCGCCAUAAACUUUGAGUAUCAUAAUUUCCCAACAUUUUAAAUGUAUAAUUUAUCUUUUCUAAGACGAAAUUUGUAUUUUAUAAGGAAAAAUGUUUUAUAUUAAACGAUAUUGCAAAUGCAUGAUUUACUUGUUAAUAAUAUUAUACGUAUACGGACGAAAAGAAGAAUAUAAUAUUUUAUGUAUGUCGGUGUUUUCGUGGCCGAAUGAAACCAAAAUUGUUUAUUAUUACGAGUAUAGCCAAAUCUAUAUUUAUAAGAUAUUACAUUUAUGGCUUCAAACGUUUUUGGUUCGAUUCUAAAAUGUGGCCUUUUUCUCUCCCAUACCCCCCGCCACGACAUGUUUUAUUUUUUUGAUAAAUUCAAAAUAGCAUCGAAUGCCAGCUGACCGUAAAAAAUUGUACGUAUAUAGUAUUAUACGAAACAAAAAUAAGUUAACGUACAGAAUAAAACUUCCGGAUCAAUUUGCUUGCCGGCAAAUAAAGCCGAGUACACGAACCAAAUAAAUAAUUUAUAAUGUACCAAGAUAAGAUGUAAUACUGUUAUACAUAAUGUAGGUAUGCGUUAUUAUUUAUUUCUAACCGAUAUCGUACCAGAAUAUUAUUGUAACGGUAUAAAAGCGAAAAACGUAAACAAUUUUCCGGUAUUCGAUAUUAUUUUAUUACUUUUGAGAAAAAAUAAACACGUAAUUAUGAUGAAAUCCGAAAUAGAUAAUAUUGCACUGUAAUAGAAAAAAAAAAAAAAAUCAAAAGUCAAAAAAAAUGAAGUAAGGGGGAAAGGGUAGAAUAAUAUGGUGUGGAGGAUGAGAAACAAAUAGUCAAAUAUAAUAGAUACCUAUAAAUAUAUAGGUGUGAAAAUGAUAUUAUUACUGCGUAGUACGUAUAAUACGGAUGCACGGCGGUUUUUCCGUCGAUGAAUAUGUGUGUAUCGUUCUGUGUGUGUGUGUGUUUAUUACGAGAUCGUGACAUUCACAUGUAUAUAUAUAUGCUAACAUAAAAACGUGUUAUAUUCAAUAUUGACCGGCAGCUACCUACCGUACGAGGUUUUUUUCUCCAUUCAUUUAUUUGCCACUACCUAGUUUUUUUACUCAAUGUUCUACUACGGAAGUAUGGAAAUAAUCGCUUACUCCGGUACACUGCUUGAAGUUCGCGAAAAGUCGUGGCUCAAAAUGCAAGAAACGGGUACUAGGAUGCGUAGGUUUCGAUGAAUUGUUACAAUAAACACAAGUAAGUUUUCUAAUUGUAUUGUCACCAGGUCUACUGUGUCAGUAGAUAUUUAUAUGGCUACACUCAGACGUCGGGUCGCUAAUAAGUGACGACUUGCGGGAGAAUCAUCCGUUCAGCGUAACGAAUCGCUGGCCGACGUAUUGUUGUGUAGCCAUUAUGCUUAAAAGUUCUUACUACAUGACAAAAUGUACAGACAGUCGUUUAUCUCGAGUGACGACCACCGACCUCGUAUGUUCGGCCUAUGCGCAAGAAAUCCAAGCGCAAUAUAUUGUGUAUAUGUUUAUGACACGCUAUGGGAGAAAAAAUAAUAGACACGUUUAAAUGUAUGACAGAAAACAAGGUGACAAUAAGUACAACUACCAGGUUCGAGGAGAUGCGGAUUGACCAAAUACAGCGGCCCGCCUGUGGUAUCUGCGACUGCCGUAUAAGUUUGGAAAGAUGUUGGAUAGCAAGGAUUUCCGAUGAGCCAAAAAAAAAAAAAAGAGUGCUUCCGCUGGGCGAACCAAGAGAAGUGAAGAUUCGAUGGAAAAGAUUUAUGCGUCUCGAGUCUCCGUGCCUUCCGUGGUCCCCUAACUGGCGGCUUCCAUACUAUCGCCGCAGCGGGGCGCAUGGCGCACGGGGCGCCAGUGUGUGGACAACGCGCGUAAUUAAUUGUGAAAUAAUUUAUGGCGUACUUAUGUUGCAACACUGAUAUUUUUGGUGAUGGAGCUGAUAAUUUUACCUACUACGUCACUUUGCUUGUUUAUUUUACAAAUAUUCAAUAUUUAACGUAUUACAGUAUAUUGAAUCGAAUUAUUCUUGGCAUAAAAUUCAGUUUUCCUGGAAAAAUUAAAUACCAUAACAAUUUAUAACAAUAUCGUAAUGUUUGUUUUAAAUUUAAAUUGAAACUUACACAAAAAUUCGAAACGUUUAACAAAGUUACUACAAUUUAUCCGAAUCGCGCGAUGUCUAUAAUAAUGAUAAUAAUGAUAAUAUUAUUAAUAAUAAUAAUAAUAAUAAUAAUAUAAUAACAAUAAUAAUAAUAAUGGUAUUACGCUUUAUUAUAUUAUUUUUACAACAUCCGAGUUCAAAUAAGGAUUUAUGCACCCCGAAAAAGAAAAAUAAUAAUAAUAACAAGAAAGAAAAAAAAAAAGGUUCGUUUUUUUUAUCAUACCAAACCCUAUUUAACCGGUAUGAUUACCGUCUUAACCGAGAGAAGAAUCAUGAGUUACAAUUCGCCAUUAUUAAUAUCCACUAUACGCUGCACCGUCGGCGGUGCACAAAAAUAAUGAAAACGGAUAAGAGCGUCGUCAGAGGAUCUUUUAGAGCGCGUCUUGUUAUAGUAUAAUACUCUGAAUAUGGAAGAGGGGGGGGGGGGGGGAAAGUGAAAUAUAAUAAAAAAAAAAAAAAGGAAAAAGUAAGACAUUUACAAACAUUAACCCACUUCUGCCGCCGCCGCCGCCUCCUCGAGGAAUUACGACGAGACUCGACAUUUCGAUAUCAAGUCGUUGGUCACACUGCGUUAUGGUAAUUACAUAAUAUGUCUGUAUUAUUUUUCAAGUUCGAGUCGCGUUUACACGUAAAAUCCGGAAAUUUAUAUUGUCGUAAUAAUAUUACCGAUGUGCCAACGGACGUACUAUUACACUGAACGCCAACAUCACUUUUCGGCCUUUAGGCUUUUGUAAUACGUCAUUUGUUUCUAUUUGUUCGACAUCUUUCGGACCGUGUUUGGACUCCCUACGUCUGUUUCACCGGGGCUUUCAAACAUCAACGUUAUGCUGUAUGAAAAAAAAAAACAAGUAAUGAAUGUAGUUCCAAGUCAAAUUCAUGUAACGUUUGAACUCUCCGACGCCCAUGCCUUUAUCUUGUAUUAAUUUUGUUCCUGAAAUCGCAUUUUCUUAUUGUCAUACGCAAUUAUUUAUAUUGUAAGUAUAUUUUUAUACGUUUUUAUAACAACACACUAAACAAUUUUGAAUUCUGAAUAAUUGAUUUUUUUUAUUUUCGUUUAUUUUCAAUACCAAACGGUUACUUGGUCUCAUUUAAAGGAACUCGUGUGGAGGCCCAUGGUUAUCCAUUAUAUCGAUCAUUACAAUAAUUCUUAUAACUCAAUACUACAAGAAAUAUAUAACUAUAGACACAUGGUUAAAAUACUACUUAACAUUAAUUAUAACUACUGAUAUUUAGAACAUAGAAUUUGUUUUAAGUUUUAGACGCAUUAUACUCGUAUUGGAGCCCACGAGAACAGCCAAAUGCAUUUAAAUGGUAAAAUUGUAUUUGAUUAUAACAAUUUGAUUACGGUAUAAAACAAUUAUUAGCAUAACAAAUAUUUUACAUAGCAUAUGAUACAAAUUCGCUAUCAAAUAUAAUUGACAUUAUUAUAUAAUGAGAAAUACUUCCUUUUUUAAAAAUUCUCAAAUAUUCCCCAGUUUUGACAUCGCUUCACGUAUAUACCGUAAUCUUAAACGGUGUUGUCAGCUUUUAGGCGAACAGCACUUCGAAAUUCAUAAUUUGAUUCUAUUUUCAUGAUUCGAGGAUAUAAUUUAAUUUGAUUUAAACCAACUCAUUAAAUCAGUGAUUCGGUUAUAACGGGCUUAGAAAAUCUAAAUAAAUUCUGAAAUAUUUCAUACAAAAAAUUCACAUAAUAAAUGUUGAUGAUAUUAGAAAAUCCAAAAUCCAGAAGGGUCCCUCCUUCUACACCCACCGGACAUUGUAAUACACAUGACGUGCCUACAUUAUUUUAAUAUAAUUGUUUUUCCCGCUAAAACUUGUGGUUUUUUUUUUUCUUUAGUAAAAUAUAAAAUACCUACUCUAAAUCAACCCCGAUAAACUACCUGUAGAAUAUUAUUGAUUAAUCGAUUUACGGUUUUACGCGUUUUGUAAAUUUUCUUAAAAAAUCAGUGUCGACCCUGGCACACACCGAAUGACUCUAGAACAUUUUCUCCAAUGGGACACGAAAUCAAAUGAAAAAAAAAAAGACGACAAAACAAUUAAUCAAAUUACAAACUAUAUUCAUUAUAAUAUAAUCAAUCAAUUUUCAACAUAAUAUAGUAUAAUAUUCUCAAACGCGAGAGCGAAUGGUUGUUAAAAAUUUUAAAUACACACAUUUCAGUUUUCAGUACUUUUUGCGUAUAUGUGCACACAUAUACGAGAAAGAGGUGGCCAGACGUAGUAGAAGAGGAUCUUAAAUCUCUGAGAGCGCAAGAACAGAAAGAAAUCUACAGGAAAUUGUUAAAGUUCGUGAGAGAUGGUUCUUAUGUAAUUCUCGUGUAAUGUAGGUGCCGAUUAUAUAUUAUAUUGAUAAAUAACAGUGAUGUUGACAAUCAAAUACACAUGCACAAAAGACAGUCAGUAUAGUUGAGUGACGGUAUUUUAUAGAUCUCGGGGCCAUAACCAGGCGGACACGGUACAAAGCCAUACAUCCAUAUAGGCACAGCUACCUAAUAGCUACAUAAUGGAUACGUGGUUUUAAAUAAUUGUAAUUUUUACUAUAAAAUCAAAAAAAAAAAAAAAUAUAACACGGCGUUUUAUGUUCUUGUAUUUUUAAUAGAAAUCCAUAAAACGUCACCUGCAGAUUCGAAUAAUCAGUUUAAGUAUUCGAUUAUUAUUAUUUUUUAUUCGAUUGCAGUAACAGAAUUCGAAUUAAACCGAUAUUAUAGAAAUCUUUAAAGAUUUAAAAGAUUUCGUUUUCUUAUAUCGAACAAAAGGUGCCGAAAAUACAUUUCGACUUUGAAAUCGAACGUUUUUAUUUUAUCAACUAUUUUAAAUAAAUAAACUAUGUAUGCAAAUAAGCCGAGUAUAUUCUUAAGUCUUAUUGUAUGUAUAGUAUUAUUAUUUAAAAUGUAAAUUUUAUACGGUUUUGUAGUGUAAUUAACCGAAUGUUUAUCUGAAAGAAUACUUUAUUAGUAUAACAAUUAAAUGGUAGAGCGAAAUUCACCGUAGUAUACUAAACUCAUGUCUAUUUAAUUUGUUUCAGACCGCAUGAAAAAUACCACUAUUUUCGAAUAAUCGCAACUAAAAUUAGAGAUAUUAACCGAUUUGUAUUAUCAUAAAUUUAUUGUACUAGAUACUCGGUUUUACAUAAUGUUAUACUUGCAAUUUUACAAUCGGAACAAUUUUAUUAACAUAACAACAAUAUAAUAUGAUAUAUUCAAUAGUGGUCACGCGGAGUCGUGGCAAGGAGGGCAAGGGUACAGUCCAUACUAAUUAAGAGCGUACAUUUUUAUAUACUGAUUAUUACUUACUACUUACGAAAUUUCUACGCUGAACGGAAAUGUCAUCUAGUCGGUACUUUAAGGAUGUAAUUAGUUGAUUUUCAUAAUAAUUGAGAAAAACCGGGGAAAACGGAAAAAUUUACGAAAAUAAUACUUUUAUUAUUUCCAAUUUUUUUGUUUUUUCUAAAGAAUUUUUAUAUCGAAUUUUGAUAACAAUUUUAAAUACCGAACUUCCCGAACUUAAACCCGAACUUCAAUCAAAAUCGUUUUUCGUUAGCGAUGAUUAAUCUCAUCAUACAGACAUACAUUCAAUUUUCUUCUAUACCUUACCUUUUCCACUGCUCCCCUAAUGUGUUUCAGCAUACUGUUACGAACGACCGGAAGGGGGGGGGAAUUUAACCGAUCCGAAACUGUGAGAGGCCUUUUUUGUUUUUUUCAUUACACGAAUAUAUUGCCUACAAUAAUAAUUACCGUGUAAAAUUCCAAGGUUUUGUAAAGUAUGCGUUUGUUUAUAUACAUAUAAUAACAUAUGUGCGCACAUUCGUGAGGAAUUUAUUUAACUAUGCAGGUGCUCGUUUCUAAAAUAAUUGUAUAGUCGGUAAGGGUGGUGGGCAUACGACUCGAGUCGACCGGGUCAGUGCGGCCGACGUUUCAUUCCGGUAUACCUACGUAAUUUCGACUCUCCCGUUUAUUCCGGCAACGGAAAACUGUAGAACUUACGCCCUGCGACAGUAUACAAAUUCAAAAUAUGUAAUUAAAUCCCGUAAGUAUAUUGAUUUACCCCGUGGUAGUUUUACGACGACGACCGGGAAAUAAAUAUUAUACCUGCACAGCGAAUAGUAGUAAACAUCGAUCGUCAUCGUUCGCGAAUCUCUCUUUUGAGAUCUAAUAUUUGAUUUGGGUAGCACCGUUCGUACUGUUCGUUGUUAAACAGUAAUAAUUGCUUUCUAACACGAUUCGGCGACGGUGACUUUGUAAUUUAUUACAACGACGAAUGGUCGACAUUUCGUCCGGCGUUUUAACAUAAUCUAACAUUUUUAGGGUUUUGGUAUUUUUUUUUUAUUUUUAUUGGUCGCGUUUGCUGUUUCAUCGCCUCUAGGCAAGUAAUUAUUUUUGUUAAACAAUCUUAAAUAAAAUAAAUAUUGGCCAAGUGAAAUUUUUAAUUUGGAUUAAUUUCAUAUUAUAAAAAGAUGAAAGAUCACAGAUGUCCGAUUAUUCAAAUUUCUUCUCGAUAUUUCCAUCAAGAUUCCGAAAUCGGUACACUACAAUUUCAUGAUCACGGGAAAUCAAUGAAGGGUUUUGGGAAAAAACGAUCAUAGAAAAUGUAAAUAAUCGUAAAAGUAAAGACAGUUACACCGUUCCGGAGUUUGUUCUUGAACGAAAUGAUGCGUAAUUGAGUUAGAGAAAAAUGAUCACGGUCCGUGCUACAAUAGGAUUUUAGAAAUACCUAUUACAACAAAAAAACUUGUUCGGUCAAUGUUCAAGCAAAAUAAAAAAAAGGAAAACAAGUUAACAAUGAUCUACUGGGUGAUUCAAAAUGUGUGUUACAGCCAUUUUGUGAUGUAAAUAUUCACAAUAAAGAAAAACGUAUACAAAAACAUGUUAGUUUAAACAAUUUGAACACCAACAUUUAUUUAAACUAAUAAACUAUUAAUGGACUUUUGAUAACAGAUUUCCAUAUUAAUUUCAAAAUUAACCCCAAAAUUUCCCCUAAAGAUUGUAAAAAAAAAAUAUUUACAUAAUAUUAUUUUAUAUAUUUAUAAAAAAAAAAAAAUUUUGUGUUACUCAUUUUUCUCUAUUUUGAAUAUUUACGUGAUAAAAUGGCGGUAAUAUACAUUUUGAAUUACUCUGUAUAUACUAGUCUAAUAUCACUGAUGAUCGUUUUUGCCCGCAUUCCUACAAAUGUUGAUUUCACGGGAAAUGGGGAGCAUCACUAUAACGUAUUAGUUAUCAUUGGGGAACGGACAUUGAAGACAUUAGGUUUUUAAGACAUUAGCUACAAAUAGCACUUUUCUGAAAGGAACUUUGACUGGGGAGGUACUUCAGGAAGUUAUUUUAGUUUUUUUAGCAGUCUUCUGAAUAUAUUUGAAAAAUCGGGAAAAUAUGGAGGAAAAACAGAAGAACAAGAAAAUAAGUACAGUAUUAAAUAAAUAUUAUUGAAGAAAAUGUUUAAUGCAUAUAUAAUUAUAUUACUAUAAUGUAUCAUAAAUAUUGUUGACAAAGCAACACUAUCAACUGAACUUCGCUCAGAAUCGUUUUUUCAUUAGCAAUGGUUUGUCGUUACUUAUAGAUAUACAUUAAAUUCCUGUCUGCAACUUCCCAACUCCCCCCCUACAACAGUGGCUGCACCCACGUGCGAAAUAAGUCCGUCUUAUUUUUUUUGAACACUAACCAUUAUGGUUAGAAAAAUAUUCCAUUUUUUAAUGAAAUAUAUCAAAUUAUGCGGAAUUUUAAUGUCCGGUGUUAAUUUAUUUGGAACAUGUUAUGGCGUUUCGAAAUGUUCAGUUCAAUCCUAACAUCUUAAAUUUUGGCUUUUUGAUUUUUAUUGAUUUCUGAGUACCUUUAAUGAUAAGGGAAAUUAAAAUGGCUAAUAUAAUCCACUCAGAAUCAUUUUUAGUAUGCAAUCAUUUAUCGCAUAUCUUACAUGUUCUGCAGCCGCCCACCUGCAACAGUGGCUCACUUAUUAAUGGUAUCAACAUUUUGAAGUUAAAAUUAUUUUUACUAGGUUUAUAUAUAUAUUCUCUAGUGUUUUAUGAAAAAUAAAUUAUCGAAGCGAUUCGGGGGUAUGUACGGAAAAUUAAGAGAACCGAAAUCUGAAUAUUCAUAUUUAUGAAUAUUGUCACGGCCUCCAUCCCAGAAUGUGUACGGUACCGUAACAAGGUAAAAAUACAAAAACCAAAAGCAGCACCGAAACUCGCCUGUGCUUUGAGUGGAAAAUAAUAACCUCAUACUGAAUUUGCAACGGAUUUUCGACUGUGCCGCGUGCGCUAUAAUCAGAUAAGAAUACGACGAAGUCAUCGCGGAGAAACGAAUCGGGAAAACUGGAUAUUCUCAAUGGAUAAAAUGAAAAGACGCUAUAGAAAAAUGUAUUACGGACACUAGCUGUGUAUCGGUUCAUGAGCAAAAAUGUAACGCCCGAGUUGGCAUUUAAUAUAGAAAAUAAUGGAAAGGCUUACGCUAUACAAUAUUUACGAGGUGUAGGUUCUAAACAAGUCAUUGAGCUGUUGAAGAAGGCGAUAUUAUAUGUACAAGAUAAAAUGUAUUUUGAUUUAUUUAGUUUUCCACGGAAAUUUAGCGGUAUAUAAAAGAUAGAUAGUAAAAAUAGAUAACUCGGUGGCGCGGCGCCGAUAUAAUAAAACCUGCAAAAGUUAAAAGUUCGAAACGAAAAAGGGGAAAAAAUCGAAAAUAAAAUAUACCGCAUAUGUUCGUGUCCGAGAAAAUGUUAAUAGCGUCAAAAAACUUCAAGAAAUAAAAGCGGUACAUAAAAUUGUGUCGUGCCGGGCGUAGGCCACUGUUUUAUACGUUGGAAUUUUGGCAGGUAUAGGAAAUAGAGCGAGUUAUUCAGUUUAUGCACUGAAAGUAAGGAUUAACCCAUCGCAAUUAAAAAAGGAUUUCAGUAUUGGUAUUGUCCUUUGUUGCCAAGGAAACCCAGAAAUCGACAAAACUAAACCGAUGUACCACCAUAUUUGUUAUCAGUUUAUUUGGUUAAAUUUCAUUUUCGAGAAUAAUUGUUUGACGUCUAGACACUUGAUUUCAAUGUAAAGUGCCAUCGCCACUUCGGUCAGAAAAUCUGCAUCUUUUAGAUUAUGGAGCAUUUAUAAUAUAUUUCCCUAAAAAAAAGUGUUUUUUUUGCGAACAUAACACUAUGAGUCUUUGUAAAACUUCCCUUCUUCGUUCACUUAGAUUCUAAAAACCUUUAGUAUUUUUUUUUUGUAUUUCAUCGUGUGUGUCAAUACGCCAUUUAUGAGCGUCGUAGAAUUCUCAACGACACACCAGAGAGUCUUUAUAAUUACUUGAUUACCAUCGAGUUACGGGUUUUACAACUUACACUAUAUGAACGUAUAAUAUACUUAUUAAAAGUACAAUUUUCGAACGCACGCCUAACGUAAAAUAUCGACAAAGUUUCACGCCACAUUGGCGAGUUUAGAAUAACUUCGGUACACUUGUACACUCAUUUAAUGAAACUAUAAAAUUAAUUUAUUUGUAGGUAUUUGUAUAUUUAUAGUAAUCUGAUAGUGGUAUCAUUACAGUCGUCUUGGUGUAGUUUUAGAAAAUCGGUGCAUAUAUUUUCCAAUAUUUGAUAUGCUUACAAUAUUCUGUAAAUAAAUCAGUCGGGAUUUUUGAAAGCGAUUCCCCUCCCCACUCAAUUGCUUUUUUUUCGUAUCGCGUAAACGAUUUUAUUUUUUCUAAAACACUUCCCAAGAAAGUUGUUAGAUAUAGAAUACUAAAAACGUUUUUGAACAGUCUAGUACAAUAUAGAUUAUAUAUAGAUACUCGGUCAAUAUACAAUAAUAUAUAUUAUAUUAUACGUAUAUACUCGAUGUUCUCAAUCCUCUCAAAAAUGUACGAAAAUCAAUAACCGUUGAAUUGGAAAAAAAUAAAUAACCUCUGAAAUGUGUACUUAUCUCAUGACAGUAAAAUCUGUACAAACUCUAAUAUAUUAUUGAAACCAAAACACUCGCGCGAUUGACGUAAACUUUUAAAACAUCGAUUAUUUCGUUGUUGGGCGACUUGUUUGGACACCACCAAAUAAAAUUAUCUUUAUUGUUUAACUAAUUAUAAUUGAAACAAUAUUUGAUGAGACGAUUUUUUUUUUUAUUAUUUUUUUUUUUUUAACGAUUUAAGAAUUAAUACAGAUCAUAUUAGGAACAUAAUUAGGCAGUGAACGGGAGAGAAAGAGCGUUCGGACUCUCCUGGUCUACUAUUGAUAAUUUCUAAUUUCUGAUCAUUGAUACGUGUAUAUACACGUACAUAUUAUAACGGGAAUCUAUGAACAAAUGAAUAAUAAUAAAACCGACAAAUAAAAAAGAAAACACAUACCUCAUAGGUGGGUGGGCCGUUGUUGUUAAUGAUAAGUUGGGAAGGUAUAGGGGAAAUUCAAUUUAGAUCUGUACGUAACGGCUAAUCAUCGCUAACGAAAAAAGAUUCUGAACGGAGUUUGGUUAAUAGUGUUGCUUUGUCAACAAUAUAUGUCACAUUAUGCCAAAAAAUUAUAUUUAUGCAUUUUAUGAUAUUUUUCAUUAUCUUUAAUAAUAUUUAUUUAAUCUUGAAUCUAUUUUUUCGUUUUUUUCCCGAUUUUUACCAUGUUUUUCCCAUUUAUUGAGAAAACUCCCGGAAAAAUUAAAAAAUGACCAUUAUCCCUAAAGUACCAUUCCAGGAAAAUUCUAUUUCAGGAAAGGUGCUUUUCUUGAUAUCUUUGAGCAAAAUUUCUGGUAGAAUUUUUGUACAGAUUAUAAAAAAAUACAAACAUCUUUGUAAAACCAAUACAUUCGUUGCUAUACUCAGAAUCUAAAAUAAGCAUCAUUGUAAACUCAAUAUAUUCCUCGCUACGCUCCUGAUCUAAAAUUACAUGAGUCAGAAUUACGUAAAUAAAUUUAAACCCUUCGACCAUGGAACUAAAGAUGUAAUAAAGUAAUAUUAUUAUUUUAAAUGGAAUAAAUAAAAGAACCCCUUCCCCAAAUGUAAAAUUUUGCAUUCUUAAACUCGUACUCAAACAAUUUUGAGUGAGAGGGGGGGGGGGGGGUAGGUGCAUAAUCCUCCGACUUUUUACUUUUAUUAUUUUGAUAAGAAAAUUAUUGUUAUCAAUUUCAUUGCACAAUGUCAACAUCUGUUAUAGUAGCGAUAAUAUUCUUCCAAAAAUAAGGUAGGUGGAAAAUAUAAUUUUAAUACUUUUGUUAUUUUACGUAAGACACACGCGUCCGAGUAUAAAAGUAAAAAAAAAAAAAAACGGUUUUUGAAGAAAAAUAAUUUGUAAAACGUAUUAUUUUUGUUCGGUUUCAACGGAAAUGUCAACCGUUAAAAAUAAUAAUAUCCAAAAUUUGAACUAAUAUUAUAUGCGCCUUAAAUGAACGAUUUCCCUUUCGUUAUUUUCAUAGUAUUUUAUCGAUUUUUAUUUGUCGAGCUCGUUAUUUUUGAAUUUUCACCGAAGUGCAAUGUAUUUUAAAACUUUUCCAUUUUUGCCAAUUAAAAUAUGACAGAAACGUUUUAAGAAAUUUUAUUUUUACACAUUUUAUAUUUUCAAUAACUAUUGAAUGGUACUCUGUAACUAUUGAUUUUGUUUUUUUAUUCCAUACUAUAAAAUAUUUUUCUGAAAGUAUCGUUAUAUGGAGUCCCGGAAACAUUAGUUUUGACAAAUACAAAAACAUUUGUAUGUAUUUACUGUAUUUUAUAAUUCACAUUGACGACGGUGGCCUACAUAAAUAAUAAAUAAUUUCUUUAAGUUCUUCUGUAAAUAAUAUUAGCGUAUCGAUGCAGGAACGGAUAUAUUUUUUUUUCUAUCGCAAAUCUAUUUAUAGCAAAUAAAAAAAAGACUUAUUCAAAAACCGUAUACUAUUCUUAUUAUUAUAUACAAGGAGAACGUUACAGAAUAUAUAUUUUGUUGUUUCUGUCUUACAAAACGAAUGACAUGACAAAUUUACAUUCAGUAGAAUCAAUUUCCUGCAUUUAAUAUGGUAAUGUUGGAGUGAUUUGACAUAUUACCAAACUCGAAGGUUAAACAUUAUCUAUGAUCAGUAUGUCGAUUUUUCCCGAUGUUUAAAUUUUUUAACGAGAUAUAAACAUUUUUAAGUUAUGAAAUAUUCACACACUCAUACAAUAUCGUCCCAUUUAAAAAUUAAAACAACGAUACAAAAAUCCAACCAACGUAUAAACGCAAUUAUAAACGGUCAUUCUUUAUUAAGUUUGAUACCUAGCACAUUCAUUAUAUUUAGUAUUGAGACUAAUAGCUCGAAAUCAACGGCCUAGCGCGAAUCUGCUGCGUUGUAAAACAACAAAUGCACGCGUCCUCUUGAUAAUAUUUUUUAGAAAAACAAUACCGACAAUAUCCUCGUGGCUCAGUAAUAAUAUUAUUUCCUAUAAUAACGUUCGGCCAGCCAGUUGAAAUAAUAUACUGGUGGUGCGUAUGCAACACACGUACCGGUCCAUUAUUUCCUGCCGCUGUGGAAAUUUAAGUUUAGAUCAAAAUGAAAUACCUAUACAGGUGUAUAAGUUCUCCGUGAAACCCGAGACGAUGCGUUUUCCCGUUUCGGGUGUUUCGGCGGACUUUCGCCGCGGCUCAAAUGGGCAAUAUCGCGCGCGAGUUUUAAUUAUUUUUUUGUUCGUGUAUAAAAGAAUCGAUUUUCCGAGUAUAGCUGUACAUCAUUAUCGGCCGAGGCUCUAUUACAUAUAUAUAUAUAUAUAUAUGAACUGUCAAAUCGCAAAGUCGAAUUAAAAACGUGACCAGUCUAAUCGAUCCGUAUAUAUCAAUAGUUAAAGGUAAGUACAACAAACAAUAUAGACGAAACUCUUCGACUCAUCCCGAGCUUUAUACCCUUUCACCUUCCAGCUCCUCUUUAUAUAGAGAUUUCAUGCACACGUCGUCGCGUCCAGUCCCGCGCGAACCCCAUCGCCGGAAUCGAUCCGAUUGCUUUAUUCCAUUAUUUGUGACGCCAUUAUAUUAUUACCUGUAUGUAAUAGACAGAUAAUAUAUAUAUAUAUAUAUAUAUAUAUGAGUGUAUUUAUACAUACCCAGGUAUACCUCGUUAGUCCCGAAAGGGCGCAACUGAUCCGUAAUGUACAGAGGCGCGCAUAAAAAAAAAAAAAAAAAGAAAAAAAAGUGGUGUACGCAAUACUAUACGCGUAGGAGGCAGGGACGUGCGUGAAAUUUUCCCCCCGAAACCCGUGUAAAAAAUUAAAAUAAAUCCCAUCAUAAACUUCUAUAAUUUCAGUUUACCGUCGCCGCCGCCACGGGCGCCAGCGUAUGCACGCCGGCAAUUUAAUUUAUAACUGCGAACGACUACCUAUAACUACAACAUACCUAUAGACAAUAGACGACGCUUGUGAUUUCUCAUUUCGAUUGUGUAUGGGCACCCCCGUAUAUCCGCCGAACAAUGCUUCGCUUUUAAUAUUAAUAAUAAUAAUAAUAAUAAUAAUAUAAUAUACUCGCGUGUGAAUGUGUGAUUCGUAUACCCACGUUCCGAAAUUAAUAUAUAGUAUAAACGUGUAUAAACAAUACGGUGGGAUUCUGUAGUUCACAGAAGCGCAUAAAUGCUUAUAUACGAUGCACGGAUUGAGGUGUUCUGUUCGAGACGAAAAAUUUAACGAGAUUAAUAAUUAGGCGAAAUGACAUCCAAAACCGAAGGACCGAAAUAUUAUAUCUCGCACAACAAAAAAAAAACGAACAAACACUGCUGACGGGUAUGUCGCUGUUAGAAGUUGUUUGAUCCAUCCCCUUAUUUGCCACCUCGCUGCUUGCAAAGCAACAAUGACAUUGACAAAUAUUGUCAGUUUUAUGACCUAUGGAGCAAGAUUUUCGGUAGGAAACAAGAAUCAAGCACAUUUAAAAUAAAGAAUCCGUGACGCCGUAAAUGUUUGUCGGUUUUUCUUGAACGGUUUUAAACUUAACAUACUUUUAUAAAAAUUACUACAUUAUGCUCGAUUUUACCUCUUCAAUGCACCAAAUAGACAAAUAAAUUGUAUACUUAAAUAUCGGAACAAUAUUUCUGGUUGAAAGAAUAAAUCACAUAAAUCGCCUUAUAUAUUGUAUGUACAUAAAAAAAAAAGAGCUGAGCUGAUACUGGGGACGGGUGUGCCACUGUUGUUCGCGGGAAGUUGGGAAGGUACGAUACAUACAUUUAUUUAAUUUAUAUAUGUAAGUAGCAAUAAAUCAUUUCUAACGUAAAACGAUUCGGAUAUUUACGAUUUUCUUCAAGACUCUAUAUUAAAACCCUUUUGAAAAAAUAAUUAUUUUAUUACACUAAUUUUUUCCUUUUUUUUUGACCGAGAAGUAAGACUUAUAAUGAACCCCCUGUUAAUUUUUUAAGCAUUUAUGAUUUAUGAUUAUACGCUAACAAUUGUAUUCACAGAGUAGGUACCACCAAAUAAAAAACUUGCAAAAUUAAAAUACAUAUAAAUAUCUAAAAAAUGGCUCAAAUUUUUAGAAAAGACAUGUAUAAGUUUUCUGUAAAAAUUAGUCUCUAUGUAUAAUUUUAACUAGAUUACAACGAAAAAAUAAUAAAAGUAUUAUUUUCGUAAAUUGUCCAGUUCUUCUUUUUUCGGUUUUUCUCAAUUAUUUAAAAGUUACAGAGAAAAAAAAAAAAAAACGAAUUUCUUAUUCUCCGACUAGAUAAAAAAUUCAACGAAAAGGGUAUCAUGUCGUUUUUCUGUUGGAGCUAUACUUCCGGUAGAAAUCAUAAGCCGUAAAAUAAAGGAAUUCUAACGCCGCAGCGCUCCGUAAAUAUUUACCGUUUACCUAUAAUUACGUUUCCAGAUAAUUUCCAAUUAUUUUCAAAAUUUCUUGGAAUAUCAAAAAUUAAUCUGUCCAAUACACCAAUUAAAUUCAAUUUCUUUUAACAAAAAGUGCUACACUUGAUAAAUCGGUGCAAGUUUUCUUUUCGAAAAGUUGUUUACAGACAGGAAAAAAAAUAAAGCACACACAUUAUAGUAAAACCAAUAAAACCCUCGGUACGUUCCGAAUCUAAAAAUAAAAGUUAAAAACUAAAAAAUUUCAAAUAUAUAAUAAUGUCGAAAAAUGCAAGAAUAUUUUGAAAAAUUGUACCACGUCUGGAAUAAAUACUAAUUUGGGUAUGUUUUUGCUGAAAUUAUCAUAAAACUUGAAAUUAACAAAAAUCACGCCGCUGAAAAUGUUCUCGUUUUACGGUUUUACCAUCCUCUUAAGAAAAGUAGAAGAGUUUUAAGCAUAAUUCACUGUGCAAGAUAACCAAUAAUAUCAAACUGUUGUCCUCAAAAAAUAGCAAUACAUAUUUUAAACUCGGAUUUUGAAGUACAAGGCAAAUUAGAAAUAAUAGAAUAGCGGACGGUUUUAAAAUAUAUGAAGGAAGUCUUAUUGAAAAUUAAGACGUAUCAGAGAGGAGGAAAAAACGAGACGAGAAAAGAACAGACGAAUGCGAAACGUGUUUGAAUUAACAGAUACAAUUUUGAUUUUUUCUUUCUUUUUAUGAAACGGGGCGCUGCAAUAAAACUAUAUAACUAGUAGAGCUGUUGAGAAUUCAUAAUUAGUGCCAAACGGAAAGUAAUAAGGAAAUAUUACAAUUAUAAUAAUACAACAGUUGCACGGGCGUUCUAUUAAAAUAAUGACAAAACUGUCGUUUCUAAAAAAAUAUUACGACGUAUAUAAUAUUCUCUGCAGACAUUUUCAAAGUGAAAGAUUGCAUUUCAAAAUAAUUUUAUUCCAUUUUGUAAACACCGAAAUGCAAAUUUAGUAAUUCUCUAGAAAAUUAAUCUCUUAUUGUUCUCAAGCUUAACACAGCUCCGAUGCUGUCAACGCAAAUUAUUCCCGUCUAUCUCUACCAUCUCCAAUACGUGUUCUCCGGGAUUCUUUUUGGAUUCCGUCCGACCAACGCUUUCCGGAUCUCCCCUCAUCAGGCUUUUCACCCGUAUACUUUGAUUCUAUAUAGCUGCUCUGGUUCCGCCGUUCCUUUCCCCGCGGCGUCACAGACAGAAAAACGAUGAUCGAAAAUGAAUAACUUAUAAAUUGAUAUUUUUGUACUCAAUACAGCUUCGUUAUUAUGAAUUUCAAAUAUCGAUACCUAUACCGCCGUCGGCUCGUUCAUUGAUAACAGUAUUAUACAAUAGCCAAUUAGUAAAACCUACGGCAGCAGGCGUUUCGGUAAAUUAUCAAAUUUUAUCGUUAAUUGCUAUAAUAUUAUCACUAUAUAACUUACUAUUUGUAAGUGUCGCAGUGUCGCCGUAAAAAAAAAUACGAUCAUGUUUAAUACUAAUGUUUUAAAAUCUCGUAACAAAUAAGUCACUAAGUCCUUUGAAACGGCGUCAUUUCUGAGAUUCAAUAAGCUAUGCAAAUACAUCCGUCGCAUUUUUUUUUCAAUACACUAAAAUAUGUGGGUAGAUGUAGAUGUUGAUGUUAUAUAACAUUUUUAAUAUAAUACGAUAAUUUUGUUAUUUUUACAAAAAUGUGUAUUUUUGUAGUUUUAUCACAAUAUUUUAGCGAUCAUCACAUAGACAUUAAACUGAUGUUCUAUGAUAUGAAUCUAUGUAGUAUAUCUACGGAUUAACAUUUAGCACCGAUUACGUUAUCGCCCAUUUUAUAUUUUUGUCAAUUAUAAUUUUAUUAAUAUCCGAAAACAUAAACACUGUUUUAGAUAAUAGAAUAAUGACAUUGGUAAAAUAAGUAUGGAGUAGUGAUAUGUUUUAUUUUAUUCUAAAAAAAAAAACUACGCUGCUGAGUGCAAUUUACUUCUAUUGAUGUUAAUAGUAUUACUGGGUAUCUUCAUAGCCUAUUGAAUUAUAUCUAUUUAAAAUAAAUACCUAUACUCGGAUAUACUGACAUCGUUUUUUUAAUUUCAUUACAUAUAUAUAUAUAUAUAUCAAUAUAUUUUAAUUAAUAAAAAGAGUAUUAUUAUUACAAAAAGUAUAUUGAUUUCGUUCGUGAUAUGGUACGAGAUCAAAGCGACAAGCGGCAUUACUUGCGAUUUAAAUUGUUGAUAUUGGUUUUGUAUCCCGUGUAAAAACGUGAAACGACGCCCCUGUUUGUUAUAAUAUCGUUAAUUUUAAUCCUGGCAAAAACGCGGAAUAUUGUUUUUAACAUGUAUAGUAGGAUAUUAUUAUUUUGCCGAAGACGAUCACGAUAUUUGUAUAGACGGGUGGAAAAGUUUUGAUGACGCUCAAGAAAUACAAUUCCUGUUUCGCACACGUUUUAUAGCAGUUUGGCUAUUAUACAUAUGGAUACGUGUCGUACUUACGAGCGGACAAUUUUCGAUACACGUACUUACUUUUAAACCGUCGUCGUAGCUAUUAACCGCUAACGCGUUUCCUCUCGACCGGAUAAAAAGGAUUUCACUGCGAGCAAGUAGGCACUAAAGACGAAUCCAGUCCGUUUUACUUUCCCGGGGGUAAGAUGAUUUUUUUCCACGCAGUCUUUCGCUAAACAUUAACGCUGCAGUUUAGGUCUUCUGUGUAACGACGAAAGUAUUUAAUGUCGUGUAACGAUGCGUUUUAGUAACGAUUUAUUAUUUUACGUAAUGGCUAAUAUAUUUGGAGUUUCAAGCGAUGUUGUUAUGUUUAGGCAUAUUUUUUUAUAUAGCGAAUGAAAUAAACACGUUUUGUUAAAAAAAAAAACCCAAAUAGCUUUCGUAAAAAUUAAAAAAUUAAUCAUUUAAUACCAUUUUUACAAAUUUAGAUCAAACAUUUACGUACGAGGUACGGCCAAGGUUUGUGGGCAUUAACUUCAACACAAAUUUCGUAAAUACGUAUCUUGUAGAUGCAAUUUGUAUACUGUAUCGCAGUACAGUUCUGGGAAGUAUCGAGUAUCUUGUAUUGCGAUACUGAUAUCAAUAUGUAUUUAUUAUUGAGUAUAUUAUCUAAGACUUGAUUCCCAUUUUAAAGUAUCUCAUUUAAAGUAUCUUAUUUUAAAGUAUAUCAUUUUAAAGUAUCGAGUAUCUUGUAUUGCGAUACUGAUAUCAAUAUGUAUUUAUUAUCGAGUAUAUUAUCUAAGACUUGAUUCCCAUUUUAAAGUAUCUCACCAUAGGUUUUCGAAGAUGAUGCCUAAUUCCUUCUGGCUUUUCAAAAAUUACAUUUAAAAUUAAAUGUAAAUGUACGAAGAUGGAGAAUUCCAAACGUGUUUCUUAUAAAUAACCACAUUUAUCAAGAUACUGCAUUCGAGAAAAAUGUAGUUCAUAUUUAAAUUUAAAAUUUAUUGAGUAUCUAUUAUUGAAAUACAUUAAAUAUUAGUACUGACUAUCGAUUACCUUGUUUAUAGGGUGAUGCCAUACUUGUUCCAUUAGUAUUUAGAUACUGAAAAUUAAUUUAUCUUCUCUUGUCUUGUAUCAAGAUAAUCGUUAUGAUAAGUUAAAAUAAUAUCGACUUGUAAAUAUUAACUAUAAAUCAAUUUUUAAAAUAGAUUUUUUUUUAAUCUUAAUCGACAUAACAUUUUCCAAUUAUUAUUUGCUGUUUUUUGUAUAUCAAACAGCUAAACACAAAGUUUUUCUGCGGUGCACAACGAUAACACACAAAGUAAAAACGAAAACGACACGUGAACACAAUAAAACGUUUUACGCGCAGUUUUUUUUUUUUUACUUUAGUAAAUCGGCCGGAGGGAAAAAAACGUGCAUAAGUGACCGUUUCGCCCACGGGUAUCGAUGCGUUUAUAAACUUUUUAGAACCGAUACUGCCUCCCGAUCGUUUGAAAUAACAUAACGAAUCCUAUACGAAAACAAAAACAUAACUCUAUAUGAGUAUAAUCUCGAAUUUCAAAAAACUGUAUUAGUAUCGCAUAACUAUAAAAAUAUUAUUAUAAUCGUGGUGGGGAUUUCGCGUAUAUAGACCUUCCCGAAAAUAUGAACAGAAUUAUUCUAUAUAGUGGCACCUCAUACCCCUCCUCCCCUCAUCACCCUAAUUUCUAACCUCAUCUAAAUAUUGUAAACUUUUCAUAACAUUCUCACCGGGGGAAUUACACUGGAACAUUUUUUGAAUUUUUUCCGUUCUUAUAAAGUUCGGGACAUCUAACGUAUUAUUAUAAAAGCCCUAAUCGGUUUUAUAAUGUACACAUUUCAAAAUAAAAAUACCGUUUUUCUCCACUAUAAAUUUUUUUUAUUAUCAAAAAUACAUUAUUUUCGUUUAGGCACCUUAAAAAUGGAGAUUCUCGCGUAAAAUAUUGUAAAGAUGCUUCGUUUUUUUUUUAAUAAUAUAAAACUGCUAUUACUUCAACAUUAUAAAUUUCGUUAAUGUAUUUAUGUCAAAAUUGUAAUUUUAUUUAAAGGCAUAGUUUUAUUGAAAAAGAACAAUAUUAUUAACUUCAAAUUAUACACAGAUUGAUCUUUUUAUCACAAUCCAGCGAUUUUCUCGAAGGUUUUUAGAUAUAAAUUUUGCAAUCUUUAUGGAAUUACUAACGCUUUCUUUGAACACUAUUUUUAACUUUUUUCUCAGCUUCUUGUACCCUAAAUGAGUAUUAUUUUUUGAUUUUCUAACGGCAACACCCUUUUUCAACGCAAGGGCGGAUCCAGAGAAGCGGGAAGCACUGGGGCCAAAAAAAUUAAAAUAAUUCUAUUUGUAUUUAUUUAUUGUAUAUGUAUGUAAUAUAACAAUUCAUUAUGACGGACUAAAUAAAAAUAAAAUAUUUUCCGUUAAAAAUGUAUACAAUUAACUAUGCGAUCUAGUAUCUGCAAUGCAAUUUAUGUUAUAAUUGUUAAAUUGUAUCAAUUUCUUAUGCAUAGUUUCAUUGGCAAUUCAAAGUCAAAGUAGAAAUUUGUCUAAUUUGAAUGCCGUCUCCGUAAACAGAUCCUUAAUCCACCCUUAUUUCAACGUAGGUACAAAAAAAAAAAUAUUUGGUUAUAUUCGCGUAACCAUAAUACUAAUUAGAUAUACAGUUAAUGAGUUAUAAUUAGAUUUUGGAGUGUUUACGUUUUCUUUUUUUUUUUUUUGAUUGUCCUUCAUAAUGGGUUUUUAAAUAUAAAUUCGUUUCAUUAAAAAUAUAUAACUUUUAUUUUGCAUACAUUUACAUAUUUUCUGAUUUUUAUUUAGAAGUGAAUAUUUUGGAUUUUUCUGUUUUUAGCACAUAUACCUACAAGAAAAUAACAACUAAAUCGUAUCAUUGUUUUUUAAGUAAUUUAGUAACUAUAUUAAUUAUUCGGUAUCUUAUUUGACGUAUUGUGUUCAUGAUUCGGUAUUUUCAUUAUUUUUUAGUACUUAAGUACCUACCGGUACAUAUUUUAUUCAUAGUAUCCGUACCUAUUUUAUCGCAAAAACAUCCUAAAUUUAGUUAUAACAGUUUGAAAUUUAGACCGGAGUGGUAGGAAAGAGUAAUAAAAACCAUAUCUAUUUUUAGAUGAUAACCGUUUUUCCUACUCCUCUGGUUUAAAUUCUAAUCUGUUGUAACUCAUAAACGGUUAAUCAUUUAAAUAGUGUCAUAAGUAUUAAUAAUUUAUAGACAAAUAUUCCCUUUUAGAUUCUGAGUGUAGCGAAGAAAUAUAUUGGUUUUACUAAGACAUUCAUUUUUUUUUUUUUUUUUUAUAUAUAUACUGUAUACAAUAAUUCUACCAGAAAUAUUGCUGAGAUACAUACGCGCGGCACCAUUUCGAAAAGAAAUUGUUCUCCAGACGGUACUUUAAUGAGGUCAUUUUUUCAAUUUCCAAAGCAGUUUUCAUAAUAUCUGGGAAAAACCAGGAUAAUAUGUAAGAAUAAAUAAUGCUUUUAGUAUUUUUCAAUUUUAUUAUUUGUUGUGAUUCAGUUAAAAAUACUCGUUAGUUCAUGCGUUUUAUGGUAUGAAAUAUUUGAAAAUAUUGUAAAUAGAAUCAUUAAACGAGUCCGUGUUUAUUUAUAUGGAAAAUCGCUUGUACAAUGAUAAAAAUGUCCCUCUUUAUAAUCAUUUUACAAAUCUAUACAUGUCUUGAUUUUUGUUAUAUACUUUAAUAAGACAUCGGGAUACUAUCAUGUAAUAAAUUAGAGGCAAAAAAAAUUAUGCAAAUAGAUUGUAGACUUGUCGAGAAUUGUUCGGGAGUAAAUGGAAAAAAGUAUUAUUGUUUAUUGAGAAAAAUGUUUCGAAGAAGUAUACAACUGCCGCAUUUUCUCUUUUUUUUUUUCAUUUUCUUCAAAGACAUAGAUAUUUUCGCAGAGUGAUGCUGCUUACCUAGCUACUAUACCUUAAACACUAGUAUAGUGUGAAAUUCGUGUUUGGAAGUGCUGGACCGAAAAUGUGGUAAUUGAUUGUGCCGACUUUACGGCGCACGUCGAAUACAAAAUAUUAUUUCGGGGGCGUUAGUUUUCUCUCUCUCACUCUCUUUCUCUUUGGAAUCGCGAUAAAUUUACUUUUAAACCCGUGUAAAACGCCGCCGCCGCCGCGCCGGUGAAUUAUUGAACGUUUUAACUCCGCGCGGCAGUUUGUACCACCGCACAUUGUAAACACAUUGUUUUCGCAUCAAAACUUUAUAUAUUAUCAUUAUUAUUAUAUUGUCUGUUGAACAACACGAAUUAAUUAACUGCACCGUGCCAGUGUAUACUUAAUCCAGUGUAUAAUAAACCGAGUGUAUGAUACGUACACAUUACACACGUUCAUCAUCCACGUUUACAAUGAUAAUAUAUGAGUAGUACAUGCAUUUCGUAAGUGUAGUGUAGUGUUAUUUAUUUCUAUAAUAUGUUUAAAAAAUAAUGCUACUGUUCUCGCGGACGUAUAAUAUUAUUCUUCUUUGUAAAAAAUAUAACGAGGUACCUACGCUCGUAGUUUAUGGUUUAACGCAGACCGAUUUGUACAAAUACAAACAGUAGGUAAUAAUUGCAGUUGUACCUACACGCAGUCGGAGUGGAACGUAAUGCGUUAUCAUAAUAUCAUUGAAAUACGAGUACAGCAGUCUUGUAAAAGAUUGGGUUGCUUAAUAUUGUAUCCCUUUAAAAAUGUUUUGAAAUUACGGACUUCCACACACGGUGCUUACUGUUUUUGGAACGAGAAUCUCAAACCAGUAUUAUAGUGCAAGCGACUGGUUCGCAAUCGAUUAAUGUCGUCGCGUCGCAGACGAUAGCCCUUAAAUCUUGUUCCGAUAGUUUUGUGGGAAUGUUCGUGAAAAGAUAACCAACAACACCGUGUAAUCCAUAACUGAAUCCGAACCCGAUCAGAAAGCCCAGUCUCGCGAGAUUAGCCAGAAACCGGAUUCAAAUCGGUCUUGUUUCAGUCGACAAGUUUACAAAGUUACCGAACGGUCGCUUGCGCAACUGGUUUGGUAUUCUCGUUGAAAAACAGUCGCGCCGUGCACAAGGAUUCGGAUAGUACCCCAAGCGACGUCUAAAAUGUAUUAUGGUCAGGUAUCCAAACGCCCAAACUCAUGGUACGCGAUAAGUAACUGCGUGAGAAAAUGUCGUAUCCUGCAGAUAUAAUCGGCAUAUUAUACGAAACAUAUAUUAAAUACCAGUGGUGCUGAUCUAGGGGUAAAUCCCCCGCAAUUUUUCGGGGGUUGCACUGAUGGAUGAGUUAGGACAAGUUAUUACUAUACGUCACUGUACUAUACUAUACGUUAUUUAAACGUAUAGUAUAGAUAUGUUAAUACGCAUCGUAAUAAUAUUAAAAACCGUUCAUUUUUUGUUUUUUUCGGAGGAGAUAACCGAUACUGACAAGUACACAUACACAUACCAUGUAUUGUUUGUACAUAUUUUUUUUUACAUUAGGUAUAUAUCGUAUGAAUAUAAUUCAUAAUAUUUUAUAAGAAAAAAUAAUAUUCACAUGAUGAUAAAGUUGAAGUUAGUAAUAUGUUAUUAAAAAAUUAGAUUUUUGUCGAAGUAUACUCACAUGUAACAUUUAGUAAAAUAUUUAUAUGUUUGUAUUCAAUGAAUGACUAAAACAAAAAUAUUUACUUUAUUGUAUUUAAACACAACUUAAAUUAAGUAUUUGUAUUUUCUUACCAAUUAUUUCAAAAAGCAUUUUUAAUGCGUAUUAUAUUCCGAGCAUAGCAAUGGAGCUAAUGUUUUUUACAAUGCUGUUUAUUUUUAUCUUUUUUGUUCUAGUCUGUGGAUACAUUUUUUCCAAGUAAACUUGCCUCAAUUUACGUAUAGCAACUUUUAUGAAAUCUCAAGUUGUAUAAAUUGUAUAUUAGAAUGCCAUUUUUUUAUUUUCGAUGCCAUUUUUUAAAUAAAAGCACUUUAUUGGGGAAAAACUUAAAAUUUCGUACAAACGUAAAAACUUUUGAACCAUUUUUGAGCCACUUUUGAGCUUAAAAGAAAUUUUAAUUUUUGGGAGUUUUUUUGCUGUAAUUCGAUUAUAAAUACACGUAGAGACUGGAAACUUGGUAAUAAUACUUGUUGGAUUUACCUAGACGUGGUAAAAUUUCCAUAAUCAUCCGACGACUUUUUUCUUUAUAAGCGUUUUGAAAUCAAAUUUAAACGAAAAUCGCAAAAAAAAAUAUUACACCUCAAAUUAUGUAUUACCGAAUUGUGCUCGGAAUCGCCUUUCGUCAACCAAUGGUUUAUCGUUGCUUACAGAUAUAAAUGAAAUAACCUUAUGCAUUCUACCUUCCCAACUUCUCUUCUACAACAGUGGCCACUCCCAUGCUCAGUAUCAACUCUUUUUAACUUUUAUAAUAUCAUUAUCCUCACAGAAACAUGGCUUUCCCCUGACAUCCACGGCUCUAAACUGGGGCCUAAUGGCUAUUUUAUAUCUUGGGUUGAUAAAAAUCAGCUUAAUAGCAUCUACUUACGUGGAAGUGGGGUUCUCAUAGCAAUUAGUCAUAUUAUAAAAGCAACCUUUAUCGGUUCUAAUUUCAAUACUCUCGAGCAAUCGCUAAUCCUAAUCAAUGUCUUGAACAACAAUACGAAUUCGAAAUUUUUGAAAAUUGGGCCCAUGCUAUUGGUCUUAGUCCUAAUACAAAUAAAUGUCGUAUUAUGACUUUUUCUAGACAGCAAUCUCCUAUUCACCACAACUAUUCUUUUAAUGGCACCAGUCUUGACCGUGUUUCCUCUAUAAAGAUCUUGUUUUACUUUAUACUCCAUCUUUAAACUUUGAACAUCAUAUAAAUGUAAUCGUAAGUAAAGCAUAAAAAGUCUUGGGAUUUAUUAAGCACAACACCGCUCAUUUUUCUUCUGCUCGUUGGCUCGGACAUUGUAAAGCUGAGUAGUUGUCGGCAGGAGAGUUGAUUUUACGAGUAUAAGAUAGCAAAUCUUCAAAAAUCUUGGGCUGAACUCGCCUGAAAUCUAAAACGAUUCAUUCUGAGUAGAUGGAUUUCAAAUGGGCGAAGCUGUAUUUGUGCUAUGGCCGAAUUAGCGAAAUAACGUAAUUUGAAUGCAUAGCAAAUUCGCUGGACAAACCCUAGAAUUCUAUGCACGUUAAUUCAAUAAUAUGACCUUAAACACAAAGUGGGUAAGAACUGGAAAUCAAGAUUACGAUCGGAAUCUAUAGCUACGAGUUCGUGUACGAAUUCGUUAAGUAAAUUAAACUCGACGAUCGGUUAAAACACAAUUUUUUACUCGCACAUUUGCCUACAUAUAAAUCAAAUAACUCUGUAUAUAUCCUCCUUCGCUGAAAACAGUGGCGAACCACAUCAACAAUGUCGCCUUUUUUUAUUUUUUGUAAAUGUGAUUGUGAUUUUUGAGUAGUAUAAAUUUUCGAUUGCACAAUUCAGCGCAAAGAAUACAAUGUAUCGUCGUAGCGCGUUAUUAUUAUGUACACCGAACGUGAAGACAAAAAUUAUUAAAUUAUUUUUAAGGAAAAAUGAUGCCGAAAAUGAGUUUAGGAUUUAAGUUUUUAGAUUUGUGCGUAAGUAUUCACGGAACCGUCUCUCUUUUUUUGAUUUGUAAGUAUUAAUACAAAUAUCGUCAAAUAUAAUACUAAUACUAAUAAUAAUAACACAAAAACUUCAAUAAUAAUAAUGUAUAUAACUUUUGGAUAGACAAACAGACACUAUUACAAUUUGCAGCCGAAACGAUGAGUUCUGUUUAUUUUAGAAUCAUGUACGAACUAUCGUAUAUGUUUUGGUAGUAUCGGUAUGCAUUAUUUGUUCGACGCAUGAUUUUCAUUUUAGGAUAUUGUGAAAACGAACGCAGAAUUACCGUACACCGUGUACCGUAAUAAUAAUGGUAUUUAUUUGGGCGCUUGUAUUAUAUAAAUAUCGUGAACGACAGAAAAACGUGAAAUUAUUCGUAAUUAUAAUAAUUUUAUGAUACAUGAGUAUCCUGUUAUUCGUGGUGAAUGUGUUCGAGAAUCGAAAUUGUACGGCGUAUACGGGGUUUUUCAGAGAGGUCUGACAAGCGCAAUCAUUUCUGUUAUGUUCAAUAUGUUUAAGUUUUGUGGUAAUCACUCGUGAUUUUUUAUAUUUUUUGCUGUUGAUUAUUUAAAAAUAAAAAAUAAAUCACAAAAUCCAAAGUUAAUUAUCUUGGAUAUAAAUUUAUUUUGAAACAAAAUAUUGAUGUUUAAAAAUAUAUUCAUUAAUGACGUGUAAUUGAUUUUCUGCAAUUUGAGUAUACUUCCCAUUCAUCACUGUGAAUCUAGUUGACCCUGGUUCUUUAUUUCACAUAGCAAAAGGUUUUUGCAUAUUAUUAUUUUUUUUUUUUUUUUUUUUUACUAUAAAACGAAAAACUAUACAUAUACAUCGUUUUUAAACUGUGAAAUAUUAUUUAAACGAACUUCAAAAAUACUCUGAAUACUAUACAAAUAUAAUAAUUUCAAAUAAAUUGAUUUUUAUUUAGGUAUUGUUGGGCGGCGGCCGAAGGCAUUGGUUACCGAAAGUGGCACAGGAUCCGGAACAAAAAACCGAAGAGGGCAGACGUCUAGAUGGUCGGAAUUUAAUAGACGAUUGGAUCAGAGACAAAAAGAAACAGAAGGUCAGAUCAGAAUACGUAUGGACCAAAGAUCAGCUGGACAAAAUAGAUCCUCAGAAAGUCGAUCAUCUUUUAGGUAUGAUGAUAUGUAUUUUAAUAGAACUCCAACAUUUUUUUUUUCAAAUAUCAAUAAAUUUAUGAUUUCGAUUUUUUGAAUUUAUCGAGGGAAAAAAGAUUGAUGAGAUAAUCAAUAUCCCACUGUAGAAGUGUGUGCACGAAUUUCAUUCGUUUCGGUAUUCGAUCCUAUGGGUUAGGUCGAAUUUAAGAUGAAUUGUAUUUUGGUUUUUAAAAGAAAGUAAUCGUCGUUUUGCCCUCCGGUAAAAUACAAGUAAUGAGUGAAAUGAAAAAAGACAUUUUAAAAAAAAUGUUAGAACAAAAAAUUGAUUUAAAAGUUGGAAAAAUUCUGAUUUCCUUUUCCACUUACAAUAAUUAUCCGAUCCAUAGCUAUUAAUUUUAUUAUCGUAAAAAUCUGCAUGUAAAUUAUUAGAUGAAUUAUUAUUGGUGUGGUUAAUGAUCCAAGUGCAACUCAUCUAUUUCGAUUUAGGUAAAACGUGCAGUUUUACUGUUCUCGAUCGUAAAUAAUAUUUUAACUCGUGAAUUUUUCUAUUAAAGUUUAACAAAAAUCUAGUAAUUGGCAAUCGAUGCGUUUAUAUGAAACUCUAUUUUCUUUCAUUCAGUUUUAAAAAUUAAUUUUCUAACGAAUAGUAUACGAAAAAAAAAAUUUUAACUCCUUCUUUAGAAAAUAAUAUAAUAACAUUAUAUUUUAGAAACAAAAAAAAAAAAAGGAUUAUCAUGUUCAAUGAUGUGUAUAUAGUACGACUAGGAAUUAGUCUAAAGCUCCACUGUUAUUGUGCACCACUCUUUCGAGUUAAAAAAAAAUUCCACUUGAAGGCUUAUUUUUAUUUAAAGCGUUAGGCGGCAUUAUAAUCGUAUGUUCAGUUUUAUGUUAUAAAAAAAAAAAUUUGCAAUUUCAUUGUAUUUUUAUUUUAAUUUUAGGUAUUUUUAUGAUUUCUGUAUUUCGCUAAUUUAUCCGUCACCAAAUUCUUUAGUCGGAUUUUCAGUUAAGAAAGUUAAAGUCCUGUAGUAAAUAAUAUAAUAUAUAUUAUUAUAGAAAAAUAUAAAAACAUACGUGCGUUUAUUUAUUGUUUUUAAAAUCCGAAAACAACUCAUCCCUCUAUACGAAAAAAUCUCUUAUGAACAUUAACUCAUUAGACCAAUAAGACUCCAGCUAAUAUACACAAUACCCGCAGGAUUUACCUAUAAGCAGAACAAUUAAUUAAUAUUAUAGUGGCGAAAUUUCGGGGUGUCAAAUAUUUCACUGAUAAAAAAAGAAAACAAUAAAUUAAUUAACUUUUUUAUUUACUACAAACACACCAAUCAGAGAACUAGUUUAAGUUAGGUAUUUAUUUGUUUCUAAUAUGGCAGAAAAAAUACUAUUCGUCUUUAAUGUCGUUGGAAAAAAAAAAUCGACAAAGUAGUACUGAAAAUACUAUGCCAAACCGCUAAAGCACUGCACGGUCCGGUAUUUUCAGUCUUUUUAUUUUUGAAUUCACAGUUUUUGAAUCCUGUUCGGUCCGAAUCUUCAAAUUAAACUGUCCGAUUCCGCCCAGCUUAUUCACAAAUUUCGGUCUAAUACAGUUCGAUUCGGUUCAUUACAGUGUAUAUGAAAACGGUCCGAUUUCAGUAUCUUUUUGUUGAUAAAAAAAACCUGUCCGAUCCAGUUCAGUCCCACUGUUUAUUCCAUCAGUCCAGUGCGGUCUUUAAAUGCAUGGACUGUUCAAAGCACCUAGUUAUUUUAAAUUACAAAUUGAAUUUCCAGGACUCCUAUAAAUUUUAAUUAUUCUAUAUUGAACAAUUUUCAAAAUGCAAUUUGAUUUUGCUUAGUAUUUUGAGAUUUUAAUUUUCUGUCAAUAAAUAGCAAAUACUAUAAAAAUGAUUUACUUUUUGUAUGUUAAAUUGUUUCUCACUUUUUAAAUCAUCUUUCGAUAUUGGUAAAUUAUAAUUUAGACAGAGUACGUUUUUUCCCUUCACCUUUUUAUUAAUUAAUAUUUCUUUCAAACAUAUUUUAAAUCUGUUUGCUUUUUAUACAUUUUAAAAUAAAAAAAAUACAUUUAUUUGUUUUAUUUUAAUGUGUUGUUUGAAAAAAUAAAAAUAAAAAAACGUAUUAUGGUGAAAGGGGAGGCGAUUACCUUUCUACUUGUAGGCGGCAAAUCACUUAGUCCACCGCUGCACUGGGGUUAACUUUAUUGUAAACACAUUAGUGUAUCAAUACCCUCAGGAUGGUAAAUUUACUAUUCCGUUUCCGAAUCUCCUCUUCGUUACAGGUAUUUACUAGACAACUCUUACUCUAUAACAGGUACUUGAAUUUUAGCAAAACCAUUUAACGAUCGGCGAGUUUAUACCUAAAAUAAUAGAAAAUGUAUGAUAUUGAAACACGUUUCCAUACUUCUUUCGUUCUAUUCCUGAGUUAUGAAUAUAUUACUUAAUCAUUUUUAGAUACCCGGGACUUUCAUUACUAUUAUUAUUAUUAUUAUUUUUUUUUUUUUUUUAACGAGGGGAAAUCUAAAAAAAAUGUCCCUUCAAAUCGCAACCCAAAAUUACCACUUUUUAUAUUGCAUAAUAGGUACCUAAAUAAUUUCGAACGCAAUUUUAGUCAAAAAAAUAAUAAUUUGAGAUUGACACAAUAUAGGUGUUUGACACGGAGUAAAAAUUAAAUCUGAUAUCAACAGGACGCUUUCUUAAGUAAUAUGUUUUCUCCGCAUUACAAUCGCACGGCAUAAAAAAUUUGAUUUCAGCAGAACCGAUUUUGUGCUUUUAUUUUUGAUAUUAGAGCGGAUCGACUAACUAUCAAGUUUAAAGGCAGAAACAUUAUUUGUGUUUGUACGACAAUUGUUUUUUAUUUAAAUUUUAAGCGAAAUACGAUUGUGAAAUAUUAUAGUUCAAAAAUCCUUAUCUGUUAUCGCCUUGAAGUUUGAUUAUUAAUUGGUCAACGAACUCUAAUAUCAAAUGUAGAAAAUUGAUUCUGCUGAAUGCAGAUUCACUGUUUUGUGUCUGUGUGUUAGACAGAACCAACCAAUAACGGGUCGCGUGGUCUUAAAAUUACCAUUUUCUAAGUAAUUGAUACAGAAAUAAAAAUAAAAAAAAAAAGAGAGGAGGAUUUAUCCGGAAUAAUUUCAAUUGAAUUCCACGCAAUUGCACGCGUAUUAUACGAUAGUGUCAGACAUGGGCGCCCGCCGGAAAUUUAUUAGAGAGGAGCAUAAUAAAAUCGAACACCAAAAAACAUAUAAAAUAAAAUUAUGUUUGGAAUUUUGAAGUUCAGGGCGGGGGCGACAGUUGCCCCGUCUUGUUCCCCCCCACCGGGCGCCUAUUAUGUGGGAGUUUAUUAUAACUAUAUGCAUAUAUAUAUAUACCGAUGGUCACCGGAAAACGUGUUACGUUCGUUAUCACUCCACGUCAUAGACUCGAUAAUUCAAUAAUAUUAUAAAUUCGGAAUUAUCGUAAAGUGGAUUUUUUUUUUUUUUUUUAUACCUCCUAUACGGUCGUUGUUUGGCUAUCGUUAACAUAUAAGUAUUUAUAUAUACAUAUAUAAGCCCGCGGUUGAACUCUCUCCGUUCUUUAUUGCCGUGGUAUAGGUACGAAACGCGUAUUUGCGGUGCACAAAUACAAAUAAUACGUGCAUAAUAACAUAAUACUCAAACUCUCGAAAGGAACGGAAUAAUAUACGCAUUUAUUUAUCGCGUACGGUUCAUAAAAUCUUAAGGGCGCGCUGGCUGCGGCAAUAAGGUUUUUGGUACCUAACAAAUCCUCAUAUAGCCUUUAUUAUAAUAUAUAAUGGCGUCAAAUGCACAAAAAGUAUUAUUAUUUUUCGCACGUAUUUUCUAUAUAUAUAUAUAUAUAUUAUUAUAUAACCGAUAUUAUUAUAAUAAUAAAAUACUCGUGUCGUAAAAUAUGUUCGGAAAUAAACUCUUGUCAUUCGUUUCGUAUACACUAUUAUUAUUAUUAUACUUUAUUUUCGUACUGACUACUCGUCGAUUUAUUAUUAUUCGUUUCCGCGCCAAGACGAACGACACUCUCUAUUAUUAUUAUUAUUAUUGUAUCGUCAAGCGAUGUCGAUCAAUAUAUUAUAGAAAUAUUCAGAGUGAUUUUAAAAAAAAAUAAAAAAAAAUAAAUACAUUUAUAUAAGCGUAUAUAUAUAUAUAGGAAACACUGACAACGACAAUAUUAAUGUCGAAUAUACCGGUUCCGAACAAAAUCUUGAACGAGCGCACGAACGGUGAGAUUCGAAAUGUUCAACGUUUACAUACGGAGUUUCAUAUUUUGAAGUGUCCAGGGUUUUCGUUUUACGCGGAUACACUUUUGUUACGGCUACGUAGAAACGUUUCCGAAAUUCGAUGCAAUGAGUUUUGUUGCGAGUACUGCACUUACGGCACAACCUUACGAAAAUAUCGAAUUUUCAAAUGUGUCGGUAUUUUAGAUUUUGUGAUUUUGUGUUUAGUGAAGAAGAUAUCGGUUUUAAUGAUAUGUUUUUCAGAUUCUGGGUGAAGCGAUAGGAAUUUAUUGGUUUUACAAUGAUGUUUAUUUGAUUUGUAUUUAUUUUUUUUUUUUUACUUGGAACAAGUUUUCUUCCCGAAAUCUUGUUCCGCUGUAUCAAGUGCAGUCCUUUUUCUGAAAGAAAAUUAUGUCUUGGUUGGUACUUUAUAAAGGUAAUUUUUUAAUUUACAAACGAUUUUCAUUAUAAUUGGGAAAUACUAUAAGAAAAUGGAAAAAUUGACGAAAUAUAUUAUUUUCAAUUUUUUUUUUUUUGUUGUUGUCAAUUAAAAGUAUUCGUAGAGACUUGAAAUUUGGGCAGAAAACUCAUAUUAACAUUUCCUUUACGUAUUCAAAUGUUCAAACCAUUUUAUGCCAAUUUUUGAGCUAUUCCUAGACAUUUUAAUUUUGGGAGUUUUUUUAUGUAAUCUUUAAUUGGUAGGUAAAACAAGAAAAACUUGAGUUGAAUGUGGUAUUUUUUUUAAUUUUGUUGAAAAUCGUAAAUAUUACGGCCUUUUAAAACAUGAAUAUAUAACCGAACUCAGCUCGGAAUCGCUUUUCGUUAUUAAUGAUUAAUCGUUUCACUUCACGCAGCAUCUAAAAAAAAAAUGUAAAAUUCUCAACACUUUAUCUAUUAAAUAUCGAUAUAUCGAUUUAAUUUUUGUUAAUUCCUGGGCACCUUGGCUACCAGGGAAAAUACUCAUCUAAUAUAUUAAUCUGCACAGAAUCGUUUUUCGAUUUCAAUGAUUUAUCAUCGCUUUAUCUACUGUUUAAGUCUUAAAAUUAUGAUUUUCGCGAUUCUGAAAACAAAUUUAGCCCUUACACCCAUUUUAGAUCUCUAGUUCCGUGUCUUUGUAUGUUAUAAUAUAUGCAAUAUAGCAUCAAUGUCGGUGCAUACACACGCGUCGCCAAACAUUACGAUAAGAACUGUGUAAUAAUGUGGCUUAAGUGUGUCUGCCGCCCCCGUGACAAGGUGAAUUUACGUAUGUCAAGCGUAUAUAAAAUAAACAUACCCGUCGAGUAAUGGAGUAACAUAGGAGUAUAUUAUCAUACAUGUUUAAUGUGCAAACGUACGAAACUUUCACGAGGUAUAUACAUGUUAGGGUGUUCCUUAUUUUUGAAUCAAGUUUCCAAGUGAAAAAAUCAGUUGAAAAUAAUUUUAAAAAAAGCUUACAAUUUUUUUCUGUUUUUUUAUUUUAGACGCUAAAUGAUGCCGACCCACGUGAGUUUAAUUUUCCAAAUAAAAAAAUAUAUAUCGAGUCCGAUAAGAUCCCAAACGGAUGGGAAUUAACUAGCAACUACUAUCUUUCUUCUUGGAAAAAAUAACUGAUUUUCACCGAGUCGUACAUGUUUUUGUUUAUUUUUUAAUUUAUGUUUUAGUAUUAUAUGAAACUUCGACGUGAUUAUCAUGUUAUUAUUUAUCAUUUUAACAUGAGCAAAAUGUCGAAUCAAUGCGAUUCCAAUAUUUGAUAUCGCUAAUUCCGGUCCUCUUAUUAUGAUACGUCCAAAAUAAUAGGUUCUCUGAAUCUUCAGUCCUUCACGUUAUGCUUUAUUUUCGAUACUCAUGCUAUUCUUGUUUUUCUCCCACAACAGCAUCCCAGAUAGAUCUCAUGCCAUUUAUCGAUGAAAGGAAAACUGGAGUUUUUUUCGGUAAUUUGGGUAAAAACACAUAUUGCUGCGAUAUUCCUCCGUAUACGCAAAAUGUAACACCAACGAGACAGUCCUAAUGGGGGGGCGGUUUUUUUUUUUUUUUCAUUAGUACUUUUGGAAGGGACAUUUUUGGAAACGAUUCAAAAACAAACCGCUGCUACAGCUAUACAGGAAUUGUGUGGCGAAACCGGUGUCUCGUGACGGUCCCCGGCGUUGGCCAAGAGCCCAAAAUAUCGGUGCUGUUGAAAUAUAUUAUUUUAUAUGUAUAUACGUAUAUAUUCGACGUCUUUGAUACACAGCGGUAAACCGCUGAGCAAAGUUCAAAAAAAAGAAAAUAUUUCACGUGUGUGUGUGUAUUUCUUCUAUAGGUUUGUUUGCGUACUCUCACAUGGAGUUCGAAGUGGACCGGAACAAGGGACUGGACGGUGACCCGCCUCUGCACGAGAUGGCGGUCAAAGCGCUCUCCAUACUCCAAAAGAACAACAAAGGAUUCUUUCUGUUUGUCGAGAGUGAGUAUAUUAUUUAUAAGUAUAUAUAUAUAUAUACUUAUAUAUAAAUAGGUACAUUAUACAAGACUGAUGGUAAAUCACCAAAAGUCACUAAAUAGUCGCUUUUUUCAUUUUUAAGUCAUUUUACCUUAGACAAUUUAAAAUGAAUCAAUUGUGCAAUUUUAAAUUAUUUUGCUUGUAAAUUAUUAUGAGGACGCCAUAUUUUUGGCUACCAUUGUGAAAUAAACUUAUCAUUUUAUCAGAAUUAUCACUUUAUCGAUUUCUACUUUUUUUAAAUUAUAUACCCUUCAAAAUUUACAUUUUGAAAAUCUUUGGUCUUGCAAUUCGACGCAAAUUUUAACUCUGGAUUAAAGUGGUUGGGCUAGUCCAUCAUACUUCAAAUUGGUUAGUACUGUUCCAAACAAAACUUACAAAUUAAUAAACUCAAUUAUUAUUCAUCAAUAUUUUACAUCAACUCUAACCCUAUGAGUUAAAGUGGAUUAACUACGUGAAGUUGGCCCAGCUUCUAUAUUUUUAUCGUCAACGUGAAAAUAAUGAUUUCAAAAUUAAACCUUCAAAUUCUUCUUAUUCUUGCUAAUUAAUAGUUAAAUAACGACUAUAUUUGUCGAUUUUUGAUUAGAUCAGUGGGCCAUGACUCCAUGACGAUUUAUUUUUAAAUACAACAGAACAAUGUUUUGUCGACCCUGGACCUGGUAUAGUUAUCAAAUAUAUGAAGAAAAAGGGUACAUGUACAUAAGUGAAAACCGACUUUAUUCUUAUGUACAAAAAUGAGACGAAAAUUGGCUUGUGCACAUUGGCACUAGAGUCGAUAUUUUAAUACGGCUGAAUCAAUAUUUGUAGAUCGAUUAACGUCGAGAAAUUUUAAACUGAUUUUAAUUAUUGAUAUAGCGACAUUUAUAAAAAUAUAUUAUAUUAUAUUAUAUUAUAUUUCUUUUCCUCGCCUUUCGCUCUUCUUUUUUUUAAAAAAAACUGGUAUGUAAUAAUUAUGAUUAUAUUACCUGUCUACUAGCCAUAUAGUUUUGAUAAAUUACGUGUUCAAUCGCGCAUAAUAUUGAGAUAUUGUCCAGUUGCAAAAAACUUUUUAAAAGCUUCGGCCAGCAGCCAUAGGGCAUAGACAGAAUAUAGAAUAUAGAACACCGUGCCCGACCAAGUUUUAUGCGGCCCCGAGAAAUUAUGCAGAACAAAGUUGUGACACGAAAAUUAAUAUAAUUAAUCAAGUUUUUUCAUAAAUUUAUUACUGCAGUAUCAUUUUCCGAACUUCAUAACUUUAUAUCCGAUGAUGUUAUAAUAUGUAUUAAGUACCUAUAGAUACGAAAAGUGACCGGGAAUACUUUCGAAGCAGCAUUUUAUUUAAUUAAUAAAAGUCUUAAAAUGGUAUCCUGUAAUCGAAUUUAUCGCGAUUAAUAAGUUUAUCAGUUUAUACAAUGCAUAUUAUGUAAAAUUUUCCUGGGAUUUCUGCCGUCACAACGACUCAUCGAGUUUCCUUACGAACCCCCCAAAAAAGUUUGUGUAAAACAAUAUUAUGUUUAUCGACUUUUAAGACGGUGAAAACUAUCGAAAAAUUGUCGAACACUAUUCGAAAAACAUCGUGUACCAUUUCGGUCUAAGAACAGUAGCCGAAUAAUCAAACAAUGUCCCCAUCUAAACAUUCGUUCUUCUUCUUUAGAACUUUUACUGACAGGCUUUAGCCUUCCACUACUUCACUACAUCUUUACCUAUUUUCACUCUUUUGUUCACUCUGUUCCCAGUCUCAUUACUCGUGUACAUUUCCAUAUAUACGUAUACCUUAUUUAUUAAUUGUAGGUAUAGGUAGUCCACGUAUGUGUAAUAGUAGGAUACUAGUUAAGAAUUAGGAAAAUUUGAAACAUCGGACCGAUUCAUCUGCAAGCACUAUAGACCAUAUACAUAUUAAAUAAUGGACAGCAAAUUCUCAUACCCUGCCUAUUAAUCAUCAAGAUGAACUAAAUUGAAAGAGACAUGGUCCAAACUAUGAAUAUCUCAUUCUCUAUAUCGUCUGCAUGAUCAAUAAUGUGAUCACGUGUGGUACACCAUACACUGCCCAAAGGUAAUAGGUAUACAGCCCAAACGCUCUAUUUGCUCUCUCGUUCUAUAUUACCGUCUUACGAUAUCUUUAUCUAGACAUCGUUAAUUAGCCAAUAUGCUAUUUACGGCCAAUAAAAAUUGUAAAUCAUUUAGGUGGCCGCAUCGAUCACGCGCAUCAUUACAACAAUCCCUAUCGUGCAUUAGAAGAAACUCUGGUUUUGGAGACCACGCUAGAAGCCAUCAUGUCCAAAGUCGAUUUAUCUGAAACGCUGAUCGUCGUCACCGCGGAUCAUUCACACGUGAUGACAAUGGGAGGAUUAGCGACGCCUCGGGGCAACUCCAUAUUGGGUAAGUAUGUCUUUUCGAUAGUUUUACAUAUUCCGUAACCUACUAAAGGGUGGCGAUAUUUUUUAACGUUUUUUUUCAUUUCGUAUAGUCGUUCAGUUUAAUUUUGUUCAGUCAGAGACGCAAUAAAGUACAUAUCAAUUGCCUAUAAUAUAUUGACACAGAACACAGUGAAAACGCAUAAAAAGAAUUAUCUAUAUGUACAAGCGUAUACCAUUAUGUAAACUGUCUCGACCAAAUAAUAAAAUUAACGUUAUGUAGUUGAAUGCCACAGUUUAAAACAAAAUAUCGUUAAUUCAAUUUAUAAAAAGAAUAUGUGUAAUGUACUGCGUAUUUUGUGUAUUAGCCAUAAAAAUAACUUCACUCGGCUAAAUCGAGUUUAAAAGUACAGUUAAAAAAUAUAUGUAUAAGUGUUUAUCUUUAAUUGUUUACAUAGUAUAAUAUACGAAUACAAUUUCGUUAACAGCUUUUGCUGUUUUAAAGUCGUAACUUUUAAAAAGUUCUUCUAUUUUACAAAUUUUAAAAACAAAUCACUGCAGUAGUUUUCUAUCUGAUCGUUUUUCAAUAUAUUUGCCCUACAUAUUACAUCUGACCGGUUCCAUUUUAAAUGAAAACGUUUACAAAUAAUUUUCAAGUAAAUUAUAUGUAUCGUAUUUUUACAUUAAAAGUAUUUUUAAGCAAUACUUGGGUAAUAAAACGAACAAAAUAAAUAAUUUUAAAAACUAAAAAUGAUCAAAGUUAUCGGUGACAUAGAUUUACUAUUGAAAAUACAUCUAUGAAUACGUUUAAAAGAAAUACAUAAAUUCAAUUGUGUAUCCUUUGGCAGUGUAGUUCCUUAACCGGUAACUACUCAACGUCUAAGAUAUUUCGAACAAUAGAUGUUUGAAAUCGACAAAACGAUGUAUAAUAAGAAAAAACCCAGCAACCUGCAAAUCAACAGUAAAUUUUAAAUAAGUAUAGGUAUGUACCUAUGUACACUGCAAUUUCAGUUAUGCAUUUACCGAUUUACAACGAUAUCAAAAUGAAAUGUUUGUUCUUCGUGCGUGUAUAUGUAUAUUGGAUUUUCCUUUGCUUACUUUCGGUUCGGGACGUAAACGAGUUUGUCGUAUAAAAAUGUAGACAUUUCACUUAUGAAAAUAAUCCGACGGGGGCCAAAAAACCGUAAGAAAUAGUAUAGCCACCCAGUAUAGGUGCGAAAUAUAUACGAAACCUCUCGAAUUUUGAUCACGUGGCACAAUAGCGAAUAAAGCCGAGCAUACUGCAAGCGUGUAAAAUAAAUAAAAAUCUCAUUUUUCCCGUUUUUUUUUUUUUUUUUUUUGUAAUAUUUUUAGGUAUGUAUGGAGACAAAAAAAAAUAUUUCAUAAAACAAACAAUGAACAGCAUAGAAUGCGCAAUAGUCGUACGAGUAUUGUAACGAAAUGUUUUAUUUUUAAUUAUUUAUAUUAAAGAAACAAUGAAAAUUUCUUUAUCUCGCGAAAAUGGCAAUUUUCUUAUCUCUGGGAAGGGGAUAAUUUUGUAACACAUGCGAUUUGUUUAGGCCGAAAAAAAAUUGCUUUUAGAGCAAAAAAAAAAAAAAAAACCCAAUUGAAUAAAUUCAAUUUAACGUAUUUCCCUGUCUCUCUUUUUAUUUCAUCCGUGUCACCCGUACGGAGCCUACGGAAAUAAUUCGAUUUUCGUUCUAUCAACACGAAAAACCUUUUUUCAACUACCCUUUGGGCCGAUUUUCGGAAAUCUAGAUUCAAAGAGCACACUGACCCGUUCAUACGCUUCUAUAUGCAAAUUUUCAAACUUCUCGUUGCGAUGGGUUUAUCUAGGCACGCCACUGCUGCUGUGAAUUGUGCACAGACCGACGAAUAGACUUUGUACCUAAUUGUAUACGCUUCCUUUUAUUAAAACAUAGAUUUCGUUUAAAUAAACGAAAUCAUUAUGUCUACUGCCGAUAGUUUAAUAAUUUUUACUAGUGUAUCCAAUGACUAUAUCCAAUUAUAAAAAGAUAUCUGGGAGAGGGCUUUAAUUUUUUAUAAUCGUCAACUAUUGUGAUAAUCGGGAAAUAAUAUUAUGUCCGACUUAUAUUUUAUUCAUUAUGCACGCGGUUAGAUAAUUUUAAAAAUAUUACAUUGGUUUUUAACUCGUAGAUUUUAGAAGGCGAUAAAAAUGUAUACAUUUUUAUUUAUUUUUUUUUUUCUGCGAUUUUAUUUAAUAGUCGUCGAGUUAUAAGUUUUCUCUGAGAAAUAAAAGAUAUGGGCGUAUCUGAUGAUACACAAAUUAAACCACGUGCGCGCGUAUUUCUCGCAGUUAUUGUAAAAACUAAUUGAAAAAUAAUAUAAAAGAAGUAGAGAUUGUUGUUGAUAAUAAUAUUAAUACGGGCAAUAAUUUAGCGAACGUUUCGAUUUAAACCUAUAAAUAAUAAUAAUAAAAAACAGUAAACAUCAAAUAAUAUUUUACUUUUCAUUGAACCGCCAAUAGAAAUAUUAUUCAUACCACCAGUUUAUCGGUUAGAUAUAACCGAUGUUUUUCUUUGGUCAAAAUAGAUUUUUAUAUUAAAAUUAUACAUUUUUUUUUAAACACGGGUUUUCGUAUAUUGUUAUUAUGUGUUCACCAACAAUUGUACAACAAUAACGUGACGUUCAAUUUAUAGUACCGCAAAGAAAACAUUAUUUUGUUAUAAGUUACGUUUAAGAAGACCUGAGGACGUCACAACACGCCGUGGUGCUGUCUACGUUUUACCAACGCAUGACAUAGCAAAAUUGCGUUACUCAGAACGUAAAUUAUGGCGUUUAGGUUGAAAUUGGAGUUUAAACACAAGUAACGAAACGUAAAGUGAAGAGUAUUUUGCGAGUUGUACGUGCCUUGUUAUUUUUUAAAAGUUUUGUCAUAAUGUCAUUUUUAGUUUUUACAUUUUUUAAAUAGCUGUAACUUUUUUGUAUGACAAUUGUUUAGAAAAAAGAUACGGACAUACUUCACACGAUGGGUGGUCCAUAGUUGUUGAUGAGAAGCUGAGAAAAUAGUAUAUAGCAGAGAGCAAUUUAACGUACCUAUAUCUGAAUACAACAAUUAAUAUUUGCUAAAAAAAAAAACGAUUCUGAGUUCGGUUAUAGAAUAGUAAAAAAAAUGUCUAUAUUACACUUAUUUUUUUUUUUGUUUUUACGACAAAGAACCACUUAUAAUGAACCUCGUAUUAAAUUUUCAAGCAUUUCAAGCAUUUGGUAAAAUAAUUUUUAUUCAUUGCAUUGUUGAUUUGUGUGCAUAAAUUUCAAGUCUAUAAAUAUAAGGAAAUAUAGCAUAUUACUAUAUUAUUAUAUCUUACCUUGUCAAACCGAAUUUAUAUAAAAUUCUGAAAUGAGUACUGAAAGUGACGAUCACUGCAAAAGGGGAAAAAAAAUGAUUUUCAUUCAUUGUGAAACGGUAAAUCCAAAAUGUAAAUGCGAACACCGUGGAGCUGCCACAAAUAGAUGAGAAAAUUAAAUUUCGGAAUGUUUGAAAUUUCAGAUAUCUGCGUGUCCAUAGAUUUUGACCAAAUCCGGUGUAAUUAAACGUCAUUUUUAUUUUCAGUUUUAUCAUCGUGUUUUUAAUGUUUUAAAUUUUGAAAAAAAAAAAAACUUUCUCGUAUAAUAAAACACUAUUUUAACACGUCCGAAAAUAUUGAUAAAUAUUAUUAUCGUGAGGUGGAGCAAUGUAUUCCCCAAAUAAUUAUUAUGACCGACUUAAAUUAACAUAUUAAUGAGGAGACACUGAUUCGAAUUGAUUAUAAUCAUAAUAUAUUAUUAUGGUUGUGUAAUUUAUUUGGCGAUGAGUGACCACGGCCAUGAUUGACGUGUAUUUUAAUUAAAUAUUUCCUCUAUUUUUUGCUGUUAUACUAUUAUAGAAAAUAAAUCGAAGUGAUGGACCGGUACGGUGGUAAAUGGUUGACAUUUUUAUACAGAACGAAUAAUAUUCGAUAAGACACUCAUUAACUCAGGCAGUAUUUACUUUUACGGAAUUUGGCUCUUGAACUGUUUAGAAACAAACACCUCUAAAACGUUAUAUAACCUUUAUUUCUUGUCCCCUUUAAUUUAGGGGGUACCACUAUCAACAUUUUUAUAUUAAAAUAGCAACCUAUAUUAAAAAUGUCUUAAAUAGAUAAUGUUUUAAUUGGAAUGAAUUAUUGACGAGGUGUUUCAUUUUUAAUUUUAGGUAGGGGAGAGUAAUGGAGUACUAUUCAAAUAGCACGUGUCGCGCUGCCACACAAAUGACGCUCCACUGCUCACCCUGUACCAAAACUUAAAAGUGUAAUAUUUUGUCAACAUUAAAUUUUAAAAUGUAAAACUAAAACGUCAUUUAUUUAUGGAAUUUUCAACGUAUUUCAAAUCAAAAGUGGGUGGUAAUUUCACUCCAUAAAAUACGAGUCACGAGAAAUAACGAUUAUGUAACAUUUUGGAGCUGCUUGUAAUAUGUUCUAAAAACCGAAUUCCAAAAAAGUAAAUACUGUGCGAAAAAAUAAUUGUCUUAUUAAUGAUUGAUCAUGAUAAAUUGUACCUAGGUAUAUUAUAUAGCAUAAAUCGGAAAAGGUGGAUGUAUAGUAAUUAUUUUCUAAUUAAUUUUAUUUUCCAGAAAGAAAUUAUUAACACAAAAACUGUAAUAUCUCAAAUUUUCUUGAAACUUGUAGGCAUAUUAUAUUCGUAACACACUAUCCAGAUGAGUUAUCACAGUCACAAGUAACCCGAGUACAUUGGGUAGGGUAUUUGAUUAAAUUCUUAGUACUCACUUGAUCUGGGAGAGACCUUGGCUGAGUUUUGGGAGGGGGGCUACAAUACUUAAGCCCCUGCCCUAUUUGUGUCGAUGUAGAUAUAAGUGCUGUUAUUAUUAUUAUUAAAACGUAUUUCUCGGCUAUGGAAUAUCUCGAUUUAUAUUCUCGUUGGGACUAUAAUAUGAUCUAUAGUUAUCGGUUAUCUAUAAUGUGUUAUUUAAAUGCGAUUUCGGUGAUUCUGACCAUCGACUUGGCCGUGAGAUAAAACUGAUUUAUACUUCACACUUAAUUCAACUAUACAUAGUCGACCGUUGAAUUAUACAAAAUAUCUCACUGCGAAUAUAUUUAAAUAUACAUAUACAUAAUUUAUGAGUGCAAAUGUUAAGAAAAAUUCGAAAGAGAAAAUUGCGAUCGGAACUUUGCGAUUUUAUUCGAAAUUGAACGACCAUCGAAAUAUGCGCCUGUUUGGAAUAUACAUUAACGGUUAGAUACAAACAUUAUUCUGUUUGUCUAACUGAGACAAAUUUGAAUAAAUCUAUUUUCUAUAUAAACUUUGAUUACAAUACGUACGUCGUAGACUUUGCUUUCAAACAAUCCGCUUUUCAAAAAUUAGUUUUCAAACUUCCUCCCGCGGGUCUUACUAUUUAAGCAGUACGGUUAACUUUCACGCGUGGAAUUGUAUAUAAAUACAUAUAAGUAUACCCACACGCACAUGAAAAUAACAAUAUUCUGGCUACAUUCUUUCUGCAGUUAAAAAUUGAUUCAGACUUAGAUAAAUGAUUUGAUUAAACUUUUAGUUUACAACUUUUUUUUUGUAUGCAUAUAAUACAAUAUGUAAAGUUAUUUACGGUAAAUACGGGUACCUAUACCUGCUUAAAGUAUCAUGAAAAACACGUGUGCGGAUAAACCGCAACCGUUUUCCGCAACCCCGUGCCAUACUUAAUGGGAUUAAAUUUAAUACCAUAAUACAGGAACAGUUUAAGAUAUUGUGAGGCCAUUAUACAAAAAAAUACUGUUACAAGGUCUAAGCAUUGUACACUUUAAACCCUUUCUUACAGGAGAAAUCGUUUAAGUGUUUAUUACUGAUAUCAAAAAAAAAAAAAAAACUUUUGAGCUAUUGCAAUAAAAUUGUUGAAAAUAUGCACGCAUAAUGUACAUAUUAUGUAUGUACAUAUCUUUAUUUGCUUAACGGUCCUAAAAGAACCUGAGCUGCCACAAGCAAACUUCUCCGCCAUUCCUUGUCGAAUGUUAAUUCAACAGACGCAUUCAUAUCCAUCGUUCGCUUAUCGUUUUCUACAACGUCCCUUCAUCUCGUACGCGGUCUCCCCAGAAGCCGUUUUCUCUGUAUCGUUGCAGUGUUGACUUUUUUUAUGAAAUUUGCCUCAGCUCUCCAAAUAUCACUAAACCGCUCUAAUUUCUUGACUCUUGGAUACGUUAAUGCAGUUGGUUUUCCAUAUGAUUGGUGCACUUUGUCAUUUUUCCGUCUUUCAAAUGUUCGUAGACCGGAAUUAUAUAUCGAAUUAUCGCCAGAUUUCUACUAUCACAUUUUGACGUAGACCAUGUUUUAAACGUAAACGUGACGAUUGGUAAGAUAAGAUUUUGGCAGAUAACAAGUAUAGAUCAAUGUUUCUGUACUUUUCGACAGUAAUAUAGAUUUAAAAAAUAUGAGAUUAUAUAAUAACAUCUGUUUCCACUUGCUAUUCGUUCAGCUAUUUCCUGAUACAUGUUAUUUUUACGGUUUAUAUUUACACCCAAGUACUUUUAAUUUUUCACUUGUAUAUAUGUAUAUUAAAUCCGCUGAGUAAAAGGAAAUAAUAUAUUUCAAACGAACAAUUUUUGAGGAAGUUACUCAUUAAAAAAAUUACAAAUAUUAAUACAAUUUUCGAGACAAUCGAUCUCUGGUAGAUUUGACGGGAAAAAAUUAAUAAAGAAUCUGUUAUCAAAAUUCUUAUUGCUAUAAUCGAUAUACUCGUUAUAUACGUUUGAAAUAAAGCCUGUCUAAAUAAAUUUCUGUAGUGAGCAUGCGUAUAACAGACAAAAUAUCACAGCUCUCGAUUAUAUGAAAAAAGUUUUUCCUUACAAAUUUUCCGAUCUUUCAUUAUUUCAGAUGGAAAAUAAUAAUAAUAUAAAAUUUGAAAUGCAGCCUCGAUUAUAACUUAAUGUGGAUUUAAUAUCGUAUUAUUACUACAUAACAAUAUGCUGUGACCGAAAUUGUGUCCUUUGGCUAAAAACCAAAAGAUGCUCUUCUUGGAAAUUAAUCGGUGCCUGGCCUUUAAAAACCGCGAAACCGCGCACAAAUAUGUCGCGUGUACCUUUCCGUCAUAUUUGGUAUAUAAUUGUUACAUAAUCUAUUACAAAUGUCUUGAAUUAUUGAUUUCAAAACGCUCAUAAAAAAAAAAGAAAAUACUAAUAUUACUGAUGGGUGUUUCCAGUGUAACCUAAGUAAAUUUUAAAACAUAUCACGUACAUACGAGUUCUCCAGAAAAUGUAUAAAAAUGAACGAAAAAUGUGAAAUGAUUCUAUGUUAUUGAUUAUGAUUAUAGACAUGGAUAUUGGUUAUUCGAUCAAAUAUUGUGUCACCGAUCACCACCACCUCAAAAUAAAUAGGUAUUACUAACGCAAUAUCAGAACAUAUAAGUGGACGCCACGGUUUUAUGUAGAAAGUCGAAAGGUGGAAUAUAAUACAGAGUAACUUAAUGUAUAUCUUUACGCGUCAAUAAAUCAUAAUUAGUACAGACUUUAAAAGAACUUGCUUUGUGUAGCAAUUUGUAAUUAUUAUUGUACGACGCUUUAAUGUAUAGCGAAUUCGCUCAAAAUACCUAGGCACGCCCUGUGUAAGGGUUUCAAACACGCAUUUUUGAUUUAAAUAUAGCGAAAGUGCAUAUAUAAUCAUAUUUUCUCUUAUAACACGAUUUGAAAGUUUAAAAGGACCGUCGACUGCGAGUGUGUGGGUUAUAUAAAAAGAAAAAUAUUUCCCUGUCACUCUAUACGAGUGUCAUGUCGUAUAUUAUAUAUAAUGUAUAACGAACAUGCUCAUAAAUAAUACAUUUUUGAUUCUUAUGUUUAAUCGUAGGUACACUGUAAACUGUUUUUUAAAAAUAAAAAUACAGAUUAUUUCAUGUAAAAAAAAAAAAAACCAAUAUAUAUCUAUAAUUCGAAAUAUAAUUUUGUUUUUGGUGCUUACUUGAACAUUUUCUGGUCCAUGUGCGAUUAUUUACCGAUCAGUGUAUUUAUAUACUCGUUCAAUUUACGUUGAUUUACGGAUGCGGAACAUGGACACUCCAUAAGAAACAACACAAUUACCUUUUAAUAUUUGAAAGAAAAAUUCUCAGAUCUACCUUUGGGCCUUGCGUAGACGUAAAUAUAGGAGAAUGAAGGAUCUGAAAUAAAAGAUAUAUCAAAAAAUAUAGGUGAAACUAGAGACCCAAGGUGGUCACACGCUCGCUGCGCCCAUUCGGACAAUUUUAAUCGAAAAUAACCCUCGAUUUGUUGUGCAAAUCACGUCGGAUAAGUAACAAGGAAAAGUGAAAAGCAUUAUAAGUGGAAGUACCCUAUAAUUGACAUAACACUAUAACUUAGUUAUGUAUAGUCGUACUGAUAUUAGGUACUUAACUGUUAUCGCGAAAAUACGGUUAUUGAAAAAGAAGAAAUACCAAAAUAUGGUACUAUGAUACUAUAAGAGAGAUCGGUUGGCAGUUAUGAUACGGUUAUGAACAAACCGUUCAAUAAUUUAAAAAAAAUUGUUUGUAUAUAUUAAUAAAGUUGAAAUAUUCUGUCUAGUCUCUUAUCAAUUUUCCGAAAACUAUAACUCUCCGGAAAAUUGGCUUACCAAUCUAUGGUGAUAUCAUAUUAACGAUAUUCUGUUGAAUAAAUAUUUAAAUCCUCGAACUUUAAUGAUGAGUGAAUGUGUACACUGUACAUAAAUUUGUGCUUAAGUCAAAAAGGUUUAUUUAUUUUGUGCAUAUUAUUUUAUCUAUAGAAAAUUUGUUAACGCAUAAUUAAACAAACUUUAUUUGGUAAACAGGGCAAUUAAAAUAAUUAACAAUAUUAUAUAUAAAUUUAUUUAUUUAUUUAUAAACGCCAUUCGGCAAUUUUAUGACUACAUUUAGGGUUUGGUUUACAAGUAACAGUUAUUUAUAAUACAAUACUAAUAAUACACAGUAACAACGAAAAUAAUGCAGAGACAACAAAAUACAUAUUAGAUGGUGAUACAUUACCACUUUACAAAAAAAAAAAAAAAAAAUUAAAUACAAAAACAUUACAAUUAGUCGUACAUUUAACUACUUACGGUUGAAAUCGAAAUCAAAGCUAUUUAAAUUACGAAGAAUUCUAUGUUAAGGGUAGUUAUUACCGUGGGAUGUACUGUGGGCACUGCUGGUACUAGGAAAAAGGAGAGGUGUCUGGAGAAGGAGAAAGGGAUACGGAAUCAUACGUUUGAUAGAUCACCAGCAACUGUGGCGCUUCUUAAGAGUGAAGAAAUAAAUUGCCCGUCAAUAUCUUUUCGGCUGGAUGAAACUAGUGGAAUUUCCAAUAAACUACGAAUUAAGGAGUACUAA